Molecule: messenger RNA, 73788 nt
Organism: Podarcis lilfordi (Lilford's wall lizard)
Lineage: Eukaryota; Metazoa; Chordata; Lepidosauria; Squamata; Lacertidae
Source: the annotation of a GenBank genome assembly
GGGGAAGCCUGUUUCCUUUUGCUUUCCUUUAUUUAUUUUCCUCCAGCACGGCGGCACCGCCGCACCCCUCUUAAGAGCCUUACGCUACAGGGCGGCGCUGUUUUAUCGCCCGGGAGAUCAGCCCGGCUACGGCUGCCGGCGGGGUUGUGCAUGCGCCUUCGCGGGCGCGCGGAUGCAUUUGGAGCAGGAGCAGCAGCGGCGGCGGCAGGAGGGAUUUGGAUAGCUUAGGCGCCCUGCAGAAAGGCGUCCUCUUUGUGGGUGGGCUCUCCCCCCUCCCUUAGCGCAUCGUAUUUAGUUGGGGAUUCUGGAGAGGGGGGCGGGGGCGCGCUGGCCCCGAGCGGAACAGACGUGCCGUCGUGCCCACCUCCCUCUCCUCAGUAGCUCCGAGCGGAGUGACUGAGGGGCGGGGGACGCGGCCAGCGGCGUCCUCUCUCUCUCCCCCCCCCCGCCUCCCAGCACCGCUUUUCCCCAGGCGGGCGCACGCCUAAGGCUGAAUGGAAGCAGCCUGGAGGCUUGGCGGCCUCUCAGCGGCUCAUGACGGGCGUCCCCGAGGCGGGAGGUGCUGAGCAGGGGCUCUGCGAGAGGGCGCGAGGGAUGCGUGGUGGUGCCUGCGCGCGCGUGACUUAAGAGGGCGACCUGCUGCCUCUCCUCUCUCCCCCUCCCGCCCCUCAUGGGCACGGAGUCCCCGGCACAGCUUGGCGCUACUACAGCUACAGCUGCUGCUGCUCCUGCUUGGAUGAAGACGGCUGCUUCCUCCUAACGCCCAGCCUCUGAGGGACCGCAGUCUCCCGCCCUCUUUUUUUUUUUUGGCGGGAUGCUGAGGUAAAGGAUCCCCUCGCGCGCGUGCGGAGGCUUAAGGUGGGGAGUGGAGGGGGUGUCGCUUGCGAGGGGAGGGUUUAUAUUGUACUGGGCUGCGGUGUGGGCGACACGGCUCUCCAAUGGCCAGCCCGCGGAGGAACAUUGAGUUGGAGCAUUUCGAGGAGAGGGACAAAAGGCAGCAGCGCUCGAGCUCCCGCCGCGGCGGAGGGGGCAGCUCCACUUGCAGCAGCAGCUCGGGCCCCAAAGGGAACGGGCUCAUCCCCAGCCCCGCGCACAGCGCCCACUGCAGCUUCUACCGCACGCGCACCUUGCAGGCCCUCAGCUCCGAGAAGAAGGCGAAGAAGGCGCGCUUCUACCGCAAUGGAGACAAGUACUUCAAGGGCUUGGUCUACCCCAUCUCCAGCGACCGCUUCCGCUCCUUCGACGCCCUCCUGGUCGAGCUCACCAGGUCUCUGUCGGACAAUGUCAACCUUCCCCAGGGCGUCCGCACCAUCUACACCAUCGACGGCAGCCGGAAACUCUCCAACCUGGACGAGCUGGUGGACGGUAAGCAGGAGCACGAAACACCUGCGCCCAAGUGGGGCGGGGAAGACCUACUCGAUCGUCAGGGGGCGUUUUCACAAGUGUCUCCAACAGAUCUCUUGCUGUUACCCACGAUUUCUGGAUGAUGUCACCCUGUUCCAGCUGAUGCUCAUUUGCCUCUGUUAAUGAGCGAGGCUGCUCUCUGGCUCAGAGGUUCCCAUGCUUGCACACACCCACUCGAUCUGGAUAGGCACUCCUGCUCUUGAAUGGCCUGGCAUGUAUGCAGCUAUAAAUGGUCAUCAGGUGAUCUGCAGCAGGCUCCUUAGCUGAGAAGGCAUAAAAGAGCUGAAAAAUAACCCCACCUUUCCCAUACAGCACUCCCUUGAUCUAAAAUUUGAAUGCCUGUGUGUUUAAAAGGUCACCAGAGCAAUGCAGGUGUGUGUAGAGAUGGAGAAAAACGAGCUUAGUAUCACUUGUGAAAACAGCUGGGGUCUAAAAAAAAACAAGUGUUGGAAAUCUCGUGUAUGGUUUAUGUAUAUAUGCAUAGUAUAGUCAACAUUACUAGUUUUGCAUGUUGCACAAAUAGUAAUUGCAGGCUUCAAAGCAAAUUAAAUUUCAGAAUUAACUGCUGAUCCCUAAACUCAUUCCCUUCCAGUACCAUCAUUUAUUUUUUCUCAUUUUUAUUUACACACAGUGCACAUUGGACCUUUUUAAAGGACCGAUACAAGUAGAUACAUAUUGUUUUAGGAAAGCUUGUUGAGCAAGAGGCUACAAAUGUAUAUGAAAUAUAUUUGGUGAUGGGCAGGGAAAGGUCAUUGUAAUUCUAUGUAGCAUGAAGUAGGUAAAAUGGUUAUUUGGUACCUCAUUCUCAUUUUGCUACUUUGUAUAUGGAACUGCAAAACAUAGCAAAAACAUAUGGAUGCCUUGUUUAUAUUCUGGUUCCAAAGGGAAUUAGGAAGGUAAUGUCCAAUUUAUAUACGGAGUCCAAAGCUACACACUUGUAUGUUGAUCCUUGCAGUACAUUUAUGCAGCUUUCUAUAUACCCAUAAGGCUUCCCAUGUAUGAAACCAAUGACAUCAAAACUGACCAUUACUGUGCAAAUCAAAUAUGCAAGCUUUUGGCCUAGGCAAGAUUCUUCUUCUGGAAAGUAUGCUCAAGGGCCUCAUGCACUGUAUAGAAUAAAGGCUUUCAGAUUUAAAACUAAACAACACCUGGAAUUGGUGAACUAAAAGUCAGUAUCAAAUUAUCUUGUACCAGUUUGGCAGCGACAUUGUUAGUUUAUCAUUGUUGAUGACUCAGUUGCCAUAGUACUCUGUAAAGUGCACAUCUCCUAUUUUAUAGCUAUUAGAGAUUGAGCUGCUACAGCUAUGUUUUUUACAAUAUGAUUAUAAAUAAAUAUAAUUAUAAUAUAAUUUUAAAGUAUGAUUCUGACAUGCCCAAAUAAGGAUGCAGGCAAUGGACAUGCAAUCCACCUCUAUGUUCCUCAGGUCCUUAACUAUGAAUAAUUUUUGGAUUUCAAAGUAGGGCUUUUUUCUCAUCAUGUUGCCCAUAUAACUUCAUUGUAGUCCAUUGGUCAGAAAAAUGGACAGCAGUCUGUUGGUGCUUGCAUCUAUCAAUUAAAGGGCAACAGCAUGGCCAUGGGGGAGAUGGGCUGCAGAACUAUGACCUACUCAAAAGUACAGUGAUGGCCAAUGGGGGUCCCUGGCCGUCUGUUUGACAAACACUGCUCUAAUGUAACUGAGUAAGCAGUCUGCAUAACUAUGGUGAAAGGCGGUGUGUUUGGAGAUUUAUAAAGGGAAAUCAGAUGCAAGUGACAAGAUUGCUGCCUAAUAACUGGAAAGGUCCGCCUACUCUUCAAUUCUUGAACUCCUACAUCAUUCUCUUCCUUUCUUGCUUUUGCUGAGCUCUCACCUUGGAAGCUUGCUCAAACAAACACUAUACAGGUAUUUCUUUGCUUGAACAAUUGGCUAGUAAAACAUUUUGUUUCAACUCUAGAAAUGACAGUCAGAAUUUUGAUUGUGUUCCAAGAGCCUUUAUAAUUUGGGAAGACUUUUUAAAAAAAAAAUGCAAUCCCAUGCAUGGUUACUCAAAAGUAAGACCCACUAAGACCAAUGUAAUUGUAUUUAGGAUUGUGGUCUUAGCGCAUUACUAAAGGUAGAUUACCCUUUCUGCAUGGGGGAUUUUACUCUUACUUAUGAGGAAUGACUACAAAACUUAAAAACUAACCAAUUUAUUAUGGCAUAAAUUUUAGUGGACUGCACUCUUUUUCAUCAGACGCAUGAAGUGUUACCUUGAGUCAAAGAGGUGUGUGUAGAUCUAUCAGAUGGGGUCAGCUGAGCUGAGUAGUUAAUGUGUGUAAUCGGGGGAUGUGUACAUUAAUCAUGCCACGUGGAGAAUGUACAAAUAGUCUGUCCAUUAAAAGUAAAUUAUGCACAUUUCCCAGUCAAUAUACACAGUCUCCAACAGGCCUUGGGGAAUGUGCAUAAUGUGAGAGCAUUUUGUGCAUUCUCUGGGCAAUAUGCUCAUUCGCCAGUCAAGAUAUAUACUCUUCAAGAAGCAUGCUGUUUGCUCAUAUACAGUCAUAUACAGUCUGGAUAUAGAUGGAUGCUCUGUUCGUGUGUAUAUGUAUAUAUACACACACAUGCAUGCAUGCACGCUAGGGGCUGUGCCCCUACUCUCUCUUAUUCCCCCGCCACUCCUUCCACAUUAACCCCCUAGAGCCUCCCCUUUUGACUCCAUGCAACUACUGAGCUCCCUUUUCACCUUCCCAACCCCAUUCUGCAGCCCCCUUUGCACAAACACCAUUAUCACAUCCAUCCCCUUUUACCCACCUACGUCCUCCUUCCUUUUUAAACUUUCCCUUGCACUUGGUCCACCCCGUACUCCUUUUCUGUAGCAGCCCUUUACACACACACACACCCUGGAGCGAUACAUGUCACUGUAUCUUUAAGAUGAACAGAAUAUCGAAAGCAAGCCUGUCAACUGACUUGUUCAAGUAGAGAAGGCCGAGUUCAGUUGUUGGAUGUUGUUCCUAGAUGAGUGUGUUUGUUAAAAACUUCAUAUUGAAUAUGACACAUAAUACCAGGAGUAAAAUACAAUGCGUGAAAUUGUAUUUCUACUGUCGUUUUAAGCCAUCACUUUCCCCUUCUCAGUGACCCUCGCUUCUUACUCCUAUUCCACAGCCUCUGCUGUUGUUCCAACACACCUUCUCUCUCGCUUCCCUACCCCGCCCCAACUUCAUGCAAAUUGAGGGUUGUGAUGAGGUAUGACAAAUCCUCCAAUGGAGACUACACUCUUGACUACAUGCAAAUCAAGGAUUGUGAUGCAGCACUACAAAUCCUCCAGUGCAGUUACAUUUUUAUUAUGUGUAAGAUGUAUGAGCAAGUGCGUGUAAACGGAGUCCCACUAUGAAUGCAGAUGUGACUGUAUCUGCAACCCUGUUUCUUUUUCAUCACUGCUUAGAAGGAGAGAGGAGGGUCAAAUCUUUCCCCACCUCUCUCAGCAGGAACAGCUGCACAAUGUUUUAGGUCAGCAGGAAGGCACACUACGAGUAACACAGAGUUAGAUGGUUGACUGCCUUCCAGCAACAGGUUGCCUACUUCUGAGUAGGGCUGGGCGAUAUUUCAAUAUAUCAUCCAAAACUGGUUUGAAGUUCACAUCGUGCUAAUUGUUUCAUAAUAUUUGAGCUGGCAAUAUAUCGCGAAUCACAAUGUGUGUAAGGGCUAGGUGAUAUCUGGUUUCCAACAUCAAAAUAACUCACCAGCUAAAGUUUGCGAUAACCCACCAACUAAACACUGCAAUGUUAUCAGCAGCUAAACCUCACAAUAUUACCAGCUAAAUAUUGCAAUCAACCACAAUGUCAGAAAUAAGGAUGAAGCUAUACAGAGGCGAACAGGACAAUGUCCUGGCAACUGCUACUACUUAGGGGUCUAAAUGGAUAAAUGACAAUAUUAUUAAUCAUCACACACUCAGUUUCAUCAGCAGGCAAGUAAAAAUGCAUCCCAAGAGGACUUUUGGUUUUGAGCUUGGCUACCAAAUGGUGGUAUUCAGGACAGUCCAAAGUACGGAGACGAGUCAUAGUGAAUACAAAUAAUCUGGGACUGCCAGACUGCCAGCAGCCCUGCUAGGUAGCAGAAGCAGCUUGGCGGCAGCAGAAUCAACAAUGGCCAGGGUGGGAGGCAGAAGCAGUAGCAGCCUGGCAGCAGUGGCACAAUAAUCAGCAGCCUGUGAAGCCUUGCCACAGCAGUGGGCGGCGGCAGAAGCAGCAGCAGCCUAAGAGGCCUUGUCUUGGUGGUGGCUUACAAGGCCCUGUGGUAGUGGCAAAAGCAGUGACAGCCUGCAAGGCCUUGUAAUGGUGUUGUCAGUAGUGGUGGCCUGUGCGGCCUUGCGAUGGUGGCAGGUACUUUGUCCUCAAUACCACCAUUUGGUAGCUAAGCCCGAAACCAAAAGUCACAUUUGGAUGCAUUUUGGCUUGCCUGCUGCUGAAAGUGACCACAAGAUGAUUGAUAAUAUCAUCAUUUAUCAGUUUUAGACCCUUAAGUAGUAGCGGUUGCCAGGACAUUGUCCUGUUCACCUCUGUGUAGUUCCUUCCUUAUUUCAGAUAUCGUGAUAUAUUGCAAUGUUGAAAACCAGCCCUACUUCUGAGCUAGAGAUAGAAGCAAAGGGUGCAUUUCUUGAAAAUAAUAUGCACAUUCUUCAACAAUAGUUGCGGAACAUGUAUAUUGACAAUAAAACAUGCAUAAUUUUCUCCUCAUGGACAGAUUAUGUCGCAUUCCAUGAGGUGUACUGAAUGUACACAAUGACCAUUUGUAAGGCACAUUAACCACUCAACUCACAUCUAAUCUAAUGUACAUAUUUAUCUGCAAAUAGAAUAUUUGCAAUAAAAGUACCUUCCUUUAUAUUUUACUCUAAUGGUUGCAAUGGUAAAGCAAUCACUUCGUCUUUUUUAUAGUUAACUUUAACAUGUUGCAAUUGGAUAUUGUCAUAAUAAGUUGAAUAGGUUAGAAAGAAUGUGCAACAAUGCCUUUUCAUUCCAGAUACUGUGAUCCUCACUUCCUACGUGGAUUGUUAGUGAUUUUCUUUAUAUGCAGAUUUUGAUUCAACUUCUACUCUUGUAUCCUAUCCCUAAGUGGUUCUUUUGGGCAAAGGGGCAAUUUCCCAAGUUAUGAGAUAUCUCUGAUAACCUAAGAAGAUGCCAUGUUGAUUUCAUGUCUCAGUCUUUAUUCACUAGUACUAUGAUCUGCCAAUAUACUUGGCAUCUGUAGAGACACCAAAUGCAUGGAUGAACGCCAUUAAAAACAGGCAUAUUGAUAAGCCAUAUGGGGAAAUUUCUUUUCUCUAAUGAGUAGUAGUACUAUGAAGCAUUAUUUCAUAUUUUAACAAGAAAAGGUUGCUCUGAUACUCAUUAGUCAAGAGGAGGGUGGGAAAAAACUUUGAGACCAAUUAAAUACUUACUAUUAGACUGACAGAUUUGGCAUAUUGUCACGCACAACUUGUGCACAUCAUUAAUUCAUAUUCAGAUAUAAUGUGCGCUGCUUUGUUGGUCACAAACAGCUUUCAAUCUUGUUAAAAUGACUGGACACUAGUUUAAACUGUCAUGAAUCUGUCUUCUAACUGGUGAAAAGACAUGAUAACCUCCUUAAAAAGAAACCAGCAGUUGAAUUGCCUCUGAAGUAACAAAUAAGGUAGUAACAGUUUGACUAUUAUACUCUUUGAAUGUGGGAGCUUAGUUGUAAGUUUCAUGUAGGGUAUUAUCUUGGGGUGAUCAAGAAAAAAAUACAUAUGAGCAAAAUUAGUGCUAUUUUCUAGGAACAUUCUCUUGCAUCCUGCAAACUCAGAAAGCAUGAAAUCUUAAAAACAUUUGUAUCCUGUAGGAAAACUAAAUUUCAGUAUAUGUUUUGAUACAUAAUUCCUAGUCUAAGGUAGGAAAUCUUUUGACUGUCCUUAAAGCUUCACUGCUCAGACAGGUGUAUCUCUUGGGGUACUGAAAAUAGAAAGGGAACUUGGAGAGCUGUGAAAGCAGAACUGCUGCAGUCAACACUGCAACAGUCUCAGAAAUCAAUAAAAACUGUUAUUGUAGCUUUCAAUAGGAAACACUAGCUGUUUUUCUGGGGGGGGGGCGGGGAGAGCUGUUUCUAAUGAGUUCUACAGUGUAGAUAAUGGCAGUGCAAGGGCUUGUAUCUUGUAGCAUCUGAUAAAGUGGGAAAAGUUCAUGCCAUCAUUACAUAUCUUGAGGUGCCAGGCAACAACAUUUCCCAUCAGGCUUUUAAUUUUUUGCGGCCUCCUUGAAGGAGAGGAAUGCUUUAAUCCCACCUUCUACAAACAUGAUUGCCUUCAAUAUUAUUUUUGUUUUGUUUAGUUUUAUGUAUGUGCUUGUUGCUUUGCUGUUGUAAGCCACUUUGAGCUGCUUUUGUAAGAAAAGCAACUAAUAAGUUUAAUAAAUAAAUAAUUUAUCAGUCCUUAAAAUGCUACAGGAGUCUCUUGCUUCUGUUUUAAGGAUGAUUCUAACCCUGAUAACUAAGUAGUGUACUGACUCAUACUGGUUGACCCAUAGGUCUAAUCCAGUAUACUUUUCUUAUGUUCUUGUUAGAAACAGUCUACUUACAGAGAGAAAAAGAAGUAUGUUAGUACUUCUGUUGGUUGACUAGGGAAAAAUGUAAUCAUGUUAAUAUGGCAAAGCAAAACAUCUUUACAUUUCUGCAGCGAGUGGCAUUGAGGACUACAAUGAUGCUAUGGUCUAUGCAUAAUAUGCAUAUUAUUAAUUGUUGUUGCUGCUGUUGCUACUGCUGCAGCUGCAGCUGUUGUUGUUGCUGUUGUUGUUAAAGCUUUCUGCUUAGGGUAGCUUGGCCAUUUAAUAAAUCUUAAAGAAACUCAAGAGAGAAAACAAAGAGAUGAGCAGGCAAGAUGUUUAAGGAGAAAUGUGUGUUCCUGUUCCUUAAAUCUUGUACAAUAUAGGAGUUUGAUUGUUAAGCGAUUGAAGUGGCUUCUUUAAGCAGAAGGAACUCAUUGUAUAAGCACAGCCUGAAGCUUUAGAAAUGACAAUGAGAUGAUGAAAGUGGGAUGAUAUAUGUUUCAAAUUUUAUUUUUUUUUUACUUCAGAUGGUGUUUCCAGAAGUAUUGUGUAUGUUUCUCUAGACUACUUAACAUCCUCAUGUGCUGGCAUAUUAUGAUGAGGCACCAUGUUACUAAAGAUGGAAACCAGCAAGAAUAACUAGUUGACAUUCUGCUCAAUUUAAAACAGGUCUGAAUAGAGUCAUGUCUUGCUAAUGUUGAGGGUCAGUCUUUUGUAUGUGCACGAUUUAUAUUGGGAGUGAAGUGCAAGGUUUGUUUCAAAGUGGUUGUGUUACUAGAACAUUAGCAUACCUCCAUUGGCAACUUUCGCUCUCUGUCGUAAGAUGCUCCUAAUGUUUAAUUCAGUGGCAGAUGGCAUCAACAAUAUUUUUGACAAGAAACUCCUUAGUGUUAGUGACAUUAAUUUUUGCCUGACGAGUCAUAUGCAGUAUUGUUGAGACACUUGUUUCUGUUUCUCCCUCAUUUUCAGAAACCACAAUAUUUUUGUGCCUUAUCUAAUCCAUGCUCUUUAUAGGAUGCAAUAUUGUAUGGAUGAAUAAAAGCCAGCAAUGUUCUUGAAUAUUUAUUUUUUUACAAUUUCUUUACAGUGGAACUCUGGAAUAUCUCAUGUCACUGAAUACAAUUCUCUUGGUGCAGGAAAGGGAGUCCAUAUGUAAAUAUUCUAAUCAUAGGGGCAGGUGGUAGGGAAAAAAUUGUAUAACAUCUCAAAAUUGAUUUAUUUGUCUGUAGCUAUAUCUCUGCAUAAAAAGACGUUAGUCAAAAACUGCCAUCAUCAUCCUACAUCUUUAGCUGAUAUAUAUGCAUUGUAAAUAUCAAACUGUCAACAUCUUCAUAUUUCUGCCAAAAUGCUUCAACAGAAUGGCAGACACUCCUUCGGGAUAGUCUGGCUCGAUUCAGAUGGUUACUAACAGUGUAUUAUUAGUACACUACUAGUUCUGUAGUACUCAAACAGUGCUACCUUGGUUUGAGAACAGCUUAGUUUAUGAACAACUUGGAUUAAUAACGCUGUAAACCCAGAAGCAGGUGUUUUGGUUUGUGAACUUUGCCUUGGAAGCAGAACAUGUUCAGCUUCCUGUUGAAUGUGUUCCAUUUGUAAAUUGAGUUCCCCACUUUUAUGGGAAAGAACACUUUGGUUUAAGAAUGAACUUUUGGAACGGAUUAAGUUCGUAAACCAAGGUACCACUGUACUUGGUUUUGUCUUGAGCCUUAGUACAUAUUUGAGUCCAUAUAAUACCCAUAGUUGACACUUGAGUAUCAAAUUUGUGCACUUUACUUAUUUAAAGGGGAUACAUUUGAAUAUUGUUUGUUUACUUUCUACAAGCAUAUUGCUACAUGUGGCAAUUUGGGAUAUUGUUCACAAUAAUGAUGUAAGUGGAUAAUGGCUUGCCUAAUCUAAAACCUAACUUUUGCAAACACUCAUAUACAAAAGCUUACUAAUUCUCCAGCAAAUUGUAAAUGUAUCUGAGUGGUAGAUAGAAAAUAAUCACUUCAUGAGAGAUUUUGAAAAUGGGAACCGUAAAAAAACUAAUAUCUAAAUAGGUUUGGACUGAGGACCUUUCAUCUCCUAUUUGAAGAUACACUUGUUUAUUUGAAAUGUAUGGCUAAAUCAUCUGCCAUGCUUAAAUUUGCCUUGCAAGCCUAUAACACAUUUCUUAGCAUCAUUGAACCCAGUGUAACCAAUGCAUAAAAAUAUUUCAUUAGCAAAAGCAUAAAUGUUGAGUAUAGCCCAAGAGAGAAAUUAUUUCUGCAAAUUGAUGUUAGCUUUCUGAGGGGAAUUAAUAAGUGCAGCAUCAGGGUUUUUUGUUUUGUUUUUUGUUCUGAAAGUGAAGAACCUUUGAGAUUAAAAUCAUAUGGUUAAAAACCACUGGAACAUUUAUGCAGACUACAGCAUCUACUGUGUAAUAAGCUAUAUAAUCAAAUUCAAUGUUUUUAUGUCUACAAGAUAUAUAAAAUAUGGUCAUGAAUUAGCAGGUUUCCCUUGGAGCAUAACAUAAUAUUUGUGUUCUAUAGUAUGGGGGCAGGGAAAGAAACCAAAUGUUAGCAAUUUCCCUUUACAGUAUAAACUAACACAGUCACUUGUUUCGGAGGUGAUAAAAUUGUCGGUGCAAUCCUCAGCGCAUAGCUACUCAAAAGUAAGUCCCAGGGAACUGGGUAUAGGAUUGCAGCUUCAGAUAGUUAUGUCUUUUCAUAGUUUACACUUAUGUCUGAAAUAUCAGCCUGGCUUUUUUUCCAAGGUGAAAAGGGCUGCAAUCCUGCUUUAUGUGAUUAUCGUAAUUUGCACUUCUCUUAACCUGUCCCAUGAGGAUUUGACUUGCUAGUUUAUCCAAGCAAGUCAGCGGUUUACAAUGUUUCAGAAUUGAAAUACUACUAGGAGAGCCUUGCAAAUCGAAGGCUCUUAAUGCAUGUAACUGAAACAAAUGUGAUAAUAAAUACAACUGAAUAAACCUUAUUAAAGUUUUUUCUUCCCAUUUUUAUCUUAUUAAUCAGCUUAGUUGCAAAUUUUUAAGGUCUCACAGAUGCGUGUUCCAAGGUGCUUUCAUAUAAAUAACAGCUAAGUACCAUUUGGAAAUAAAUAUAAUUAACUGAGUACUCGCUACAAUCCAUUUAAACUUAAAUGCUUGGAUUUUUGUAAACUUUGUCCUAUAAGCAUUAAUGGAACCAGUCUGUCUUAAAUCCAAGGACUCUGGCUUAUAAAAUGAUGGACAAUCAUUUCAGCACUCCUUGAUUAUCACUUUACUUUCUCUACAGGGCCUAGAAUGUGUAAAAUUCGUCCAAAAGUGCUUUGGCAUGCAUGGCGUCAAGUAGAUUUAUGCAUCUGAACUAUUAUUACUGAGAAAUUACUACAUUUAAACAGUUAAAAAAUUGGACAACUUUAAUGUCACCCAUGCAUAUUAAUCCAUUUUAAUUAAUCUCACCCACAGAUACAAAGGAUAUGUUUGGGGGACUAUGCUCAAACCAUAUAGGAUUGCACUGUUCUUAGAAAUAAGUAUAACUGAGUUCAAUGGUGCUUAACCCCACAUAUGUAGGAAUAGGGUUGUGACCUAGAUUUUUUGUUACCACUAGUGCUGACUUUCCUUGAUAACUCCUUUACAUUGUUCAACUAUCACUGUAGCUUCGGUAGCAAUUGUCUAUCAUUUGAUUGCUAGACUUACAGGGACAGACCUUGGUCUAUCAAAUUUCAACGGUGGUCUGCAUGAAGCCAAAAUUUACUUCCUCUCUGCCUCUCACCUUCCGUUUUGCUCAGUUCACUACGCAGUGCUCUACGCAGUUGGCUCCUAGUGCAGUGCAACCACUGGCGGAUGAAGGUGGGGGCGGUUCGCCCUGGGUACCAUCCGGGGAGGUGACAUUGCCCCUGCCCCCGGGACACUCAGCGCUCGUCGUGCACCCCCAACACGUGCCACGCCCUCUGCAGGUGGCGCACCACACCCCCAGGACGCACACCACGCCCCCUGGGACGCAUGCCAGCCAAGCCCCUGGAUGUACCUGGAGCAGGUAGCUUCGCCACUGAGUGCAACCAGUCAGACUGUCCUAAAUCCACCUCUGAGACACUAUAUCAGUUAAUGUAGUGUCAAGUCUGUGGUAGGGUUGUUGAUGUACAUAUUGUUUGGACACUGACAGAGGAAAUUAACCGUUAAUCCUUUUAGAUACCUUAGUAAUCUUUCAUACUGUUGAACAUAAAAUAUUUUUGAAAUGUCAAUAUGCUUGGCAGAUAUUUGCCUGACAUCUGCUGAGUUGUUCAACAUACUUGGCAUACAGUUUUCAGAGUGUUUCAGAUAGUUAUUGCUUAGAUUUCUGAUAAACUCCUCUUGGGACAUUGCCUGCUAAGUGUGUAAGAUGGACUGCUGGGUGCAAUCUGGAGUCAGGUGAUUGUCCUAUUGAUACCCAACUUUGCUUUUUCUUCUGAUUCGGGAUGGAAAGAUCUGUCAAUUUUGAUUUUCUCAGUUUCACAGGUACACAAUCCUAAACUCAAUCAUCCACAUUUUGUAGCUAUUUGUGGGUUUUUUAUUUUAAAAAAGAGAUUUUUGUAUGAUAUUUUCACUAAUAAAUUAAUUUUUCUGCACAUGUUCCCCCUAAUAUAUCUAGUUUUGCAAAACAUUGCUCACUGGCCGAACUGCAUCACCAAAUUUAGAUAUGUGCAAAUUUUGAGGGGUGGCUCUGUUUCGGUUCAUACAUUGUUUUAGAACGUGCACAUUUGAUAAGAGUCUGCUCUAAAUGUGUACCAAAUUGAAAUUCUCAUUCAUCCCUGCUUCUGACAAUGUAGUGGCAUUUCUGUUCUUAUGUAGUUUCAGGAUAUGUUUGGGGACUGCUAAUGACAGAGCUGUUUGAAAUGGAAAUACACAGUAAAUACAGUGAUUAUGGAUAUCAUGGUCCAAAGAGUCUUCCAAGUCACCUUGACUGCUUUUCCCUCUUGGGAUCAUUCUGAUGUGUUUCUAAAUGUUCAUUAUGUCUCCAGACUCACUAGCAGGGCUUCUCUCUCAUUUACACCUUACACUUUUCUUUACUUUCAGUUUGGUAGCAUUUAUAAGCAGGAGCUUGUGGCCGAUGCAAAAUACUUGCUAUUUUAUUAUAUUAUUAUUUUAUUUUGGUAAUGUCAAACAUAAUGAGUUGAAUCCAGACAUCAUCAUCAUUUUGAGUAGACCUAUAAAUCAUUGGGAUUUAAGUAUGAGUAAUUUAAGUUGCAUUGAUUUUCGGUGGUUUUCGCUUUAAGCAUAGCUAACUCUGGAUCCAAUCCAUAGAGGUCUGAGCAAAACUUUGUAUGUCAAACAAAGGUUUUUGAAUAAAAGCAAAUCAAGAAAAAGGAGCAACGAUUUAAACAAAAACAUUAAAAAGAUUGCAUAAGGAAAUUUUAAAUUCAGGCACACACAAACGUAAGAGAAUACUCUCUAGCACAUUCCUGUACAAAUUUAUUUAUAAGUAAGCCUCACCAAAUUCAGUGUGACUUGCUCCCAAGUAAAUAUAGGAUUGUAUCUUUACAAUUGUUUACAUUAUUCUAUGGUAACAAAAAUACACAGUUGUACUUCAGAUUACAUAUGCUUCAGGUUACAGACUCCGCUAACCCAGAAAUAGUACCUCGGGUUAAGGCCUUUGCUUCAGGAUAAGAACAGAAAUCCUGCUCCAGCAGUGCAGCAGCAGUGGGAGGCCCCAUUAGCUAAAGUGGUGCUUCAGGUUAAGAACAGUUUCAGGUUAAGAAUGGACCUCCAGAACAAAUUAAGUACUUAACCCAAGGUACCACUGUAUGUCUGUAUUUUGGGUUGCAAAGCUUGUUGGCAAGAUGUGCAUGAAACCUGACAGUCCAUGUGAUGAUAAUAUACAUGACAACAUCAAAUAAAGUGGAACCACCCCUUUAUAUGUGGAAACGUCUUUUUGAAACAUUUUUUUGUGGGUAUGGAUAAUAUCUGCAGAAUAUUUUGAAGCAGUGAUUUCACAAGGAGCUAAAUUGGUGGCUUAUAUACUUGGGAGGCCGAGUAUGUGAAGCGACUAUUUGAGAACAUACAGGUUUAGCCAGUGAUGUCAUAGAUAUUGACAAAAGCGGAAAAGCUGGAAGGCAAGGCAGCUAAAAGAGGCAAUGCAUUUAUGUAUGUAAAUAGGAAUGAAGUACUACUAUGAGAACUAAAAGACAGCUGACAAUGCUUACUGCCAAAAAGGUUAAAAAUGAAUAUAUAGUGUAAGCAUAUUUACAAUGGAAUUGGAAGAACUUUUGACCUUGAAUUUGGAUAGCUUUAUGAGUGACAUUGAGCUGGUAGACUUGAAGCACUUCUUGACUAGUUGCUUGCACAGAAGCCCUGUGCAACCUUUUUCACCAGAUGCAGAGGUAAAUAGUUCUUAUGGAUGUGGACUUGGCAGCUGUCAUUCAUAUUUCUGUAGCACCUGGGCUUAGCUACUGAAUGUGUUGUGUGUAGAACUACCCUUACAUGACUGCUAAAAGAUGCAGAAUGCAGCACUGUAAUCUUGUGGAAGAUUAAAAAGCUGAAAUUUCCAAAGGUUUGCAUUUCCCUGCUGCAUUACUUUAAGUGUAAGCUAAGGGCUAGUUUUAAGCUUUGGAAACAUUGUGCAGCUCUAAUGUGUUCAUACCUUGUAGACAUCGUCUUUUCACAACUCCCAUCAUGACUAUUAGACUCAAGACCAACUUGGAACUUAAUCACCUUCAAGCUAACAUGGUAAAUGUGAGGAUAAUGUUCUCAAAAUGAUCUUUGGAGUCUGUGUAUUUUGCAUUUUAUAAUAGGUACUGGAAAUGAAGAUUUCUACAGGCCCUGCUUCUCUAUAACUUCUAAAUCUUAAGAGUACUUUUCAGUCUGUUUUUAAACUUGCUGCACAUCAUGAACCUCAGGGAGUGUAAGAGAUACAGACUGAAAUAAAUAAAUCAUGUGAUGCAAUCAGAGGAGGAGGUUACUAUCUAUAUCUGAUCUGUGUUUUCAUAUGCUACCCUUUUAUAAGUUUCAAAACAGUGUGGGAAAGUGACUCUUAAAAACUUAAAUGGCUCAACAUAAUCCUUUUAUCUUCUUUCUCAAGUACUUUUCCAUGUACUUCCAUUGCAUAGAAAGAAAUAACUUUAUUAAAACAGGUCAGAGAGAUAGGUAUCUCUCAAAUCUUCCACCAGAGGUGCAUCUCAAGCCGAUACAGGUGUUGAGCUCAGAGUAGUUAUGGGCCUUGCAGCUACACCAGACAAGGAGCAGGUAGAAAAGAAUGAAAUCUCUAGAAUGGAAAGCACAGAACAGAGUCAGAUUGUUGGUCCAUCUAGCUCAGUUUUCUACACAGACUGGCAGUGGCUCUCCUGGAUUUCAGGAAGGAAACUCUCCCAAUCCAACCUGGAGAUGAUAGAGAUCAAACCUAUGACAUUCUGCAUGCAAAGCAGAUAAGGUGCUGGUGACAAUGCACCUGACUAUGUGCCCCCUCAACCCCUGUCCCUCCUGGCUUAUCAAACAGAGAGAGUCUGGUUGUGUCCAGAAUGUGGUUAAUGCUAUGGUACACGAGGGGGUGGUCCGUGCUGCAUUGAAAGAGGCAGUGGUGUGACCACUCCUAGAGAAACUGGCUUUGGACCCUUUGAAUUAGAACAGCAUUUGGCCAGUUGCCAAUACCCCUUUCUUGGGGAAGGUGAUGGAGAGGGCCAUGGUGGGACAGUUGUAGGUGUUUUUGGAAGACACAGAUUAUUUAGAUCCAUCCCAUUCUGGGUUCAGGCCUGGCCAUGGAACUAAGUCUGUCUUGAUCACCCUGAUGGAUAACCUCUGCAGAGAGCAGGACAGGGGGAGUGCUUCUGCUUCUUGAUUUCUCAUCGGCAUUUGAUACCAUCAACCAUGGUAUUCUCCUGGACCAGCUCUCAGGAAUGGGAAUUGGGGGCAUUGCAUAACAGUGGUUCCAAUCCUACCUUCAGAACCGAAUCCAGAAAGUAGCAUUGGAAGACUGCCUUUCUAUGUUAUGAGGUGCCGCAGGUGACUGUCUUAUUGCCAGUGCUAUUUAAUACCUACAGGAAGCCAUUGGGAGUUAUCAUUAGGAGAUUUGGAGUGAGGUGCCAUCAGUACGUUGAUGGCACUCAGCUCUAUUUCUCCAUAACAUCUAGAUCAGGAGAGGCUGUGUAGUCCCUGGGCUAUUGCCUGGACACAAUGGAUAAGGAAAAAACAACAUGAGCUUGAAUCCUGGCAAGGGGGAGGAGGCACUAUGGGUGAGUAGUUCCCAGGUUCAAGACAUUGGUCAGUUGCCUACCCUGGGUGGGGUUUCACUCCCCCUGAAGAAGCAAGUUUGCAGCUUGGAAGUGCUUUUGGAUCCAGCUCUGUCACUGGAGGCUCACAUAGCUUCAGUGGCUAGAAGUACCUUUUUACCAAAUGCAGCAACAGCUAUAGCCAUUCCUGGACUGGAAAGGCCUUGCUACAGUAGUUCAUGCAUUGGUUACUUCAAGACUUGAUUACUGCAAUGUGUUCUGUGUGAAGGAGUGAGACCUUGUCAGCAUGUUACAGUGGUACCUCAGGUUAAGAACUUAAUUCGUUCUGGAGGUCUGUUCUUAACCUGAAACUGUUCUUAACCUAAAGCACCACUUUAGCUAAUGGGGUCUCCCGCUGCCACUGCGCCACCGCUGCAUGAUUUCUGUUCUCAUCCUGAAGCAAAGUUCUUAACCCGAUGUAAUAUAUCUGGGUUAGCGGAGUCUGUAACCUGAAGCGUAUGUAACCUGAGGUACCACUGUAAUACCUCUGUUCAGAGAUCUGAACUGGUUGCCAACCAGGCCAAGUUCAAGGUGUUACUACUAGCAUAUAUAAAACAAUAAUAAUAAAUAAACCAAGAUGCUCCACCACUGAACUCUAAUUCCUUUCCAUUUUUGUGUUUGUGUGGAUUGAUUUGCUAAGUAUCUGCAUGCUACCUCUCUCUUAGCUGUUCCAUUUCAGAAACUACACUAAUAGUACUACUGUCUACAGGGGCUCCAGCUGGAAACCUCUGGGUAGUUUGAGGCUGACCCUUGUCAUGAACCACUGAACUGCAUGUAGCAAUAUCUGCUUAGGGUGAUGAUUUGUUUUCCUGGGCAGGAAGGAUUAUAAGGAGGACUUUCUGUUCCAGGUAGUUAUGGCCAAGCACUACUACUCAGUGACAGAGGAUCUGCCUUGCAUACAAAAGAUGCUAGGUACACAAUCCCUGGUGUCUUCAAAGAACUGCAUGAAACCCUGGAGAACCGCUGCCAUUUAAAGUAGACAAUAUUGACCUCAGCGUCUGAGUAUAAGGCAGCUUCCUAUGUUCUGUUCCUAAUUCUUUGUAUACAAUUUUACCUAGCACUUGCAUUUUUCAAAUCUCUCAAGGGAGUCCUAAUGAUAGGAAAUUUGAGAAGCCCUGAUCUAAGGGGUCUGAAUGUGUUCUGUGGUUAUAAUGCAUAGGGCUGCUCCAAUCCAAGCAUGAUUAUGAAGUAAGGUUUCGUAUAUGGAGCGAUGGAAUGCAAUUUGCAAAUAUUAAAGUAAUGAAGUGCAAUUUGUAAAGAAUGAAAUAAGAGCUUAAUUUUCAUCUUUGUAAAAAAAACAACAAGUAAAAAACUUUAAUAGGUGAAUUAUUAUCUAGUAUCUGAUGCCUGAAAGGUAUCUUGUUGAAAUCAAGUUGAUGGGGUGGUAGUUUCUUUUUAACUUUUGUGCAAUGAUAGGUUUAAAGCAAAAUCAUUCUCAAACCUUUGAGGUAGAUGGGAUAUAUCAGGUGAAUACAAAGGAGAUUAAAUAAAUAAAUGGAACGAAAGAAAUAAUAAUGUUUGCGUUUUGUCUCCCAUCUUCUACACCAGGUGAAAGCUAUGUCUGUGCAUCCAAUGAGCCAUUUCGGAAAGUUGAUUACACUAAGAACGUUAAUCCUAAUUGGUCUGUCAACAUAAAAUCUGUGUCAUCUCGAUCCCUCACAUCUUUGACAUCUGCAAGAAGUGAACUGAAGGAGAGCAAAGACUUCAUUAAACCCAAGCUGGUAACCGUUAUACGGAGUGGAGUGAAGCCACGCAAAGCUGUGAGGAUUUUGCUGAAUAAAAAGACUGCUCACUCCUUUGACCAGGUGUUGACUGAUAUAACAGAAGCUAUUAAGUUAGAUUCUGGAGUUGUCAAGAGAAUUUGCACACUGGAUGGAAAACAGGUAAGAUGAAUUUACAAGACUGCAAUCUUAAAUUUACUUGAAAUAUUCAAGUGACCCUGAGUGAACUUUUGCCUGUGUUGAGCUGUACUUGUCAAGUUAAUCUCAUCAAACAUCUUCCCCUUACUCCAUUGGACAAUAUAACACAAUUCCUGCCUUCUUGAAAUUGAAAUAGCCUUUUUCUUUUAUUGCGGCAAUGCCUAGAUGAAAGUUCAUUUACUUGUAUUGUCCUCCUGCAGUUUAACAUGAUGAAAGCUCACUAUAGAGUUUGGCAGACAAGGCACUUUGCUUCCAAUUACCAACUGAUUGAACUUAUUUUCUAAUGAGGUAAAUUGCUCAUGCCUCCAAAUCUGCUUGGGCAGCACUUUUUUAAUAUAUCAUUGUAAUGUUGGAAGAGACUGAAAGGAGUUUGUUAGAAGCUCAAUUCUAAAUGGCGAAUCAUGUUCUACUUUCUCUUUUUGAAAUGCACAGUUCAGCAUGUUAUAAAAAUAUAUAUUGUGAUGUGUCCUCCUUGACAUCAUAAGAAAUAGAUGAAUUUUAAAAAAGCAAACAUAGGGUUUGUUUUUUGAAUUUAAUAAGACCUUGAAAACCUACACAUACAUGAGACUUCUAAACACGGUAAGCUCUUAAAACAAGAGAGAUUUCCUCCCAAAUGUUAAAGUAUGCAUUCUGGUAAAAGAAUAUGAUUUAUGCUGAAUCACUUAGUAUGCUUGGAGCCACAGAUAAACAUAUUUACUAUUAUAUGAGAAGGUAUAGCCUUCUUUCUCUCCACAGACCCUAUUGGCAAAACUGCAGCCCAUGCUAUAUAUGUAAACUGCUUCGCAAGCUACUGUGGGAGAAGACAAAUAGCAGAUUAUGGAAUAAUCUUUGUCAACCAGAAUGGGUCCAAGUAUCAUGUGCCUAUGGAAGCAUAGUGCUUCUCCUUUGUUCAACUACUGACUGAAUCUUAUUCAAACAGGAAAAUAUUGAGUCUAUGUGGCACUUAUUUACUUGAAUUAAUUUCAGAUCUUUGCCUUGUCAUUCCCUAAAGACUCAGGUGUACAUAUUUUUAAAAUAUAUAUAUUUAAAAUAUAUUGCACUCUUCAAGGCUAUACCAUCUAUUGACGUUCAAUAAUAAUCAGCAUGUAUCUGGGACUCCUGUAUUACUUAAUUUUCCUUAUGUGAGAAAAGGUCAUAAAAUCACCAGGAGUGUUAUCUGUGGUGCACUGAAUUCACAGUUCCAUGGACACCCACAGUGUCAAUUACCCAAGGUAGUAGUCAAAUAUUACUGAAACAUAAUGGAUUUGGGAUAACAUUGUUGAUAACUGAGCCCCAGAAUCUUGAUUGUAGAAAUAACCUCCAAGCUUUAUUCUAGGCUCUUUAUGAGGCGCAGCUGAAACUGCCACUGUGAGUGGAAUAGAUUAGGGGGGGAAAUACAAACUUGUUUUCUUUUUAAAAAAGCAAAACAAAAACAUGUCUUUUUGUCCCUUAGGGCAGCUCUAAACAAUAUGGCUUCAGCUGCAGUUAUUGAUUUCUCUGUUAGGGAAACAUGUGUACUUAUUAACAGCACAGCAUAGUCUGGUAAUUUACUGAAGCCGGCUAAUAGAUUCCACUAAGUCCCUACUCCAAUAUGCCAAGGGUUUCACCAUGACAAAAUCUAAAUCCACUACUAAUUUUAGUUUUCAGUGCCCAAAUGGGGCCAGCAACAAAAUGUUCCACAAAGUGUGAUAUGCUCUUGUUCUUGACUGGCUGGCUGGAAACCUUUAGGAUAUUUCCACUUCGGGAUAAUUCUGUCCCCUCUUCCAUACAGUUUUCCAUUUUGCACAGUUCAGUUCCACUUUUGCAUUCGCUUUACUUGAAGCAGGGAUCCUGGUUUUAAAUUAAAUCAGCUCAGUUUGUUAAUAAACAGUAGAUAAUGUAUUUGUGCAUCUAAAUCUGAACCUUCACAUUUGAUCAGAAAGGUAUUAGCUUGGCAACAGAUCCUGAUUGUGUGAAAGAAAGGUGGAAGGAGACACUUGCUAUUUGAUAAUUCUCUGAGGAAGGUUACUAGGCUUCUGUAAUGAAACAGUACCUAAAGCUAGUAGAAACAUGCUUUCAAAGGUUAAUGGAAAACUUCUUUUUAGAGUGAAAGGCUAUAUACUUUAGCACCAGAUUCUAUGGAUUGAAUUACACUCAAAACCUCAUAACCCAUUGAGUCAAUCAUCCAUCUCUUACUACCUUUCUGAGAAGUACCCCAUCCCACCCUCCCACUAUUUAUAAGGGUCUAGUGACUUCUGCUUCAGUAUAUCUGAAGAAGUGUGCAUGCACACAAAAGCUGAUACCCAGAACAAACUUAAUUGGUCUCUAAGGUGCUAUUGGACAAUUUUUUCAAUUUCCCCCCUCAUAACUUCUGCUCCAUUGCAUUUUUUUGUUAUGUGUAUUUUAGUGAUUUGCUGAGAUUAGCUAAUUCCAUUUCAGAUAAAAACUGCUGAAGUCUACAGAGAACUAGAUUUAAACUGGAAGAGCCAAGUGAAAACUCUUUACAAAACCUCUAUGUAGCUUAUACAUAGUUUCAGUCAAUUUAUGGAAGCUUUUCUCUCCUUUGAUUCUCUGUGGUAUAAUGAAAGCCAAACAGGAGAAAACCAGUCAAGGACAAAAUUUUACUCUUGCAGGCUGCUGCUUUAAAACCAAAACCAAAAACACCAACCCAUAAAACCCCACCAGUUGUGAAUUGUGGGGGGAAAGGGUAUCGUAUCCUUGGGAUAUUACUGUUUUAUUUAGCUUUCAACAUUAUGCCAGCUGUUUUUUCAGCUUGGAAUGUAAGUAAUCCCAUAGGCUUCCAUUUUGUAAAUGUCAACACCCUUCCCUCUAGAGUUUGGAAAUUAGAUGGCUAGUCAACCAGCAAUUCAUUCAUUAACACGUUUACUGAUUUCCAGAGGCAGAUCAGUGAAUGUAACAUUUAUAUUUUUGCAGUAGGCUAAAAUACACUCCUUGUCUUCCAUUCAUGCAAGCGAAAGGCAUUAUCAGAGAACCAGGACACAUAAUGCACAUAACACAAACAAGUGUCUCAUUUAAAAUUAUAUCAUAAAUCCAACGUAUAACAUUUUCCAUAAACAUAGAUUAUAUAUCGAAGCUUAAAUACAUUUCUGGAGUUGUAAAGUACAUGAAUAGAUGCAAAUACUAUGCAAAUACUGCAUAGAUAUUAAUACUGCCUAUAUAAACACAAGUGAAGAUAACACAUCUCUACACAAUUCAGAAUAUGUUAACCAUAUAAUCUGGUUGUGUUCAAUGUAUCCUGAUGCUGACAGACACAUUUUGGCUUGUAACAAUCUUCUUUGGUGGCAUAAGUUCAAAAGAAGCAAUGCCCAAAUAUAUUAAUGCUGCAGUAGCUGACUUUAGGCAGAAUGAAAUGAUCUGUAUCUUCAAGGCUAUAACAGAGUCCAGUUAAAUGCAACCCUAAGCCUAGUUCUCCUAAAUAGCAUUCAAAUGCCAACAUGAAUGGAUGUGUUUUUAAGUUGCUUUCUAAAAUUCUUUAUUAGUCUGGGUGAUUGCUGUAUCUCCAGAGAGAAGAAACGCUGCCAGCAAGAAGAUUACUAUCCCACAUUUCCUCAAAAAGCCCACCAGCAAGAUCACAUGAAGGUAUCUUCCAUCCCACCCUUGCAGAACACAGGUCCCAGAUUGGGAAAAGGCAGUCCUUCAAGUAUUUCAAGUUGAAAUCUUGACCACUUGUAUGAUAACCCAACUAUAUGGCAGAGCAACUGAAGCCAAGCAGUAAUGAUUGUAACAGGAAAGGAUGGUAUGGAAUGAAUCACAUCCUACCAUGUGGGUUCAUGACGCAUUUUUCUCUCAGCUGCUACAAGAAAACUGACUGCUCCACAUCCAGUCUAGGUUAAUAUACAUUUGUUAAGAACUGGAGGAAGGGAGCUAAAUGCAAUGCUUUUCAUCAACUAGCUUGUUUGGCAGUCUAGUUUAUAUUCUGGCAUGCUAGCUGGAAGGUAAAUUAGUAAAUAAGUUUUGCUUUGAUACAGCUUUGUUCUUAUUUGUACUACCUCAGCAGACUUUAAAAAGGGUUACUGAAUUAACAGUUGUCUCUUACAGUUUUCUGUUUUUUAAAUAAAAUACAAAUGACUGCUGUUCUCUUACAGGCCUAAGGUCCCAGUACUACAUCAAUGAUACAUGUAUUAUCCUUCAUUCCCGAAACAGUACACCUCAUUCCAUGUUAUUCUCCACUGUGCACAAGAUCAUAUGGUGAAGCUGCAAAAUUAGCUUACAGACUCCUUCGUUUGCUUCUGACUGUUAGUACUGUGAACAGAAUUUAUAGGCAUGUGUCCUAAUUGAUGGGGAAACAUUAGGGUUUUUUCUUUUUAAAAAAACACAACUAUGUUAUGUUUUACAUAAUUUCAAAUAUGACUACAAGCAGGUUAGGAUAGAACAUCAUCCCAAGAGGGUCAUUCAAAGAAGUGGUCCUUGUAAUAUCAGGUCUGUUUAAGAGAGAUGUGAUUCUCUUUGGGUUAGUAUCUACGAUUGACCUCGAAAUUGCACCUGCAGAUCAUGUGUUAGCUCCACAACUGGAAAAAAAAGCUGAAGGAGAACAAAUAAUUAGAUUUUUAAAAUAAAAUGAUAGAAAACUAGACAGCUAAUGAAAAUAAUAUCAACACCUAGUAGAAAAAUAAUUGAGAGAAGUAGGAAUGAAGUGAAUAAUGUAGAAAAAUAGCUAGGGAGAAUGAGACAGGGUGCAUGGGAAGCUGUUUUGCUUGCCUGCACUAUUCCUUUUGGACUUGUCUGUCAAUUUUAACCAGCUGCAUGCCAUUCCAUUGAAACUUCCAACUUUAUCUUCUCUCAUUAAAGCGGCUUCUUUGUUAUUCUUUUAAGCUGCAUCUUGUUCUUUAGCCCGUAUAUUAUAAUAUCCUUGCCAAUUUGUCAGACCUCCAUGGUGUGAGGGUUGCUUUGAUGGAUGAUAAUCUGCCUUUGGGCUGCCUCUCUUUCUGCCCGGACCUUUUUUGUUUUUUUUACUACAGUUCUAUAGCUAACAUUCCCUGUACCACCUGCCUCUCUGGUAAUUCUGUUCACUCCAUUAGAUUGAACAUGUGGUACAAUCAAUAAAUCUUUCUAUUGACCUCAUAAUUUGCUCUUAUUUCCAUUACGUUCUUCUGGUUAUCUAGAUGGCUCUACAGUUAUCAGUUGGCAUUUUAAAUCUCUGGCUUUUAUCACCAGUGCAUUCAUAAAAUGAAAGUGAUAAUGUACGAUAGCUUUCUCCUCCAAAUGUUUUUUGUCUGCAACUUGCACCAUCUUGCCAUUGGCUGAUGGAAGUUCUGGCCCAAAGCCUCUGAAAGGAACUGGAUUGGGAAUGGCUCGUGUCUUUAUAUACGUAUGAAAGAAUGACUCUCCAUAUUUCUGUGAAUAUAUAACGCAUAGUAUAUUGUAGCAUUAUACAGCAGCUGCCUGUUUUUUUUAACAUAUAUGUCAUGCAUACUGCUUAUGCAUGAUAAAAUACCUGCAUUCAUGGCCAUAGCCAGGACUUUUGUUAAGGGGAGCAGAACUCACCUAAUUGGUCAAUUAGUUAAGCAUUUCUAUUAUUUGAUCGAGGGGAGGGGCAGCUGCUCCCCUGCCCCCCCCCCCAUGGCUACGCCCAUGCCUGCAUUUGGCAAGUGGUUUGUGUGAGCCUGGGCUUCUAAAUACAGUUGAGUUUAGAGACACUCACAACUAAUCCUUAGAAGUAACUAAAUAGGUUUGAUUUGCCGUAUAUUCUUUACAGCAGGCAUCCCUAAACUUGGCCCUCCAGAUGUUUUGGGACUACAACUCCCAUAAUCCCUAGCUAACAGGACCAGUGGUCAGAGAUGAUGGGAACUGUAGUCCCAAAACAUCUGGAGGGCCAAGUUUGGGGAUGCCUGCUUUAGAGAGUAUAAGUUUGGGAGAUGUUCACGAGUUGAGUAAAUUUAUGCCAAAAUGCACAGCUUAUCUUUAGCUUAUAAUAAUCAAAUGUCAUUGUCUCUAGACACUUGUAUGUGUACUAAUAAACAAUACACCUUGUGAUGUUUGCUAAUACUGUGGUGGAUAUAUACUGGGGUUGGGCAUGUCCACCUGAUCUAGUUUGGGGCCCAGUUUGGUGCUUUGAGUCAGGUUCAGUCUGACCCAGGAUGAUCUGGACCUAACCCAUUCCAGACCCUGAACCAAACUGGGGACCUUUUGCAGCCCUAGUUGUUUAAUUGUGGUUUGAAACCCUAAUUACACAUUGUAUGUGGUCAGGAGGAAAAGACACAGGCAGAGAUUCUUGCCUGUGUCUCUUUCUCCCCUUUCUUGCCACCGACCCCAAGUUUGAUUAGGGUUUAAAAUCCUAAUUAAGCAUGCAGUCACAUGACCGCCCCCCACCUGAAUCACUUUGGGUAGGCUCGACUUGGACUGGUCCAGGGCUGCUUUAAACCACUCUGGGCAAAUCCCAGAUAAACCCAAAUCAUUCAAGUUUGAUAUCCAGGAUUUGCCUGAGGCCGAUGCAUAGCCUUAAUAGUUAUCAGCUUCGGAAGGAAAUGUAGAAUGACCUCUCUUUAGAGUUUCUUUCAGUAUUAUGAAGUUUUAUAAAUUUGUUAAAUGAAGACACAUCUGGUUGGGUGUGCUUUAUAUUUUUUGUUUCCUGAAUGCUGUUUUCAGUUGUGAAAGUAAUCCAGAUGUUUUCAGUGUGGUUAAUAAUAGGCUCUCCAAUUUCCAAAUCACUGUUUUUAUUCGUAAGUAAGGUUGUAAGUUGUCCUCAAAUAGAUGCACAUGAAUAAUCUUUUUUGGAUUUGUACUGGAAUAUUAAAUUGUAAUCUCUGCUGUGUUUUGUAUGCCGUAGUGGCCUGAUUAAUAAUAACUAGUACAGAAAGAUAUUCAGUCUUUCCACACUGGCAGACUGUUAGGUGCUUCUGGUCAUAUUGCCUGGGUUGUCUGAUGAUCAGACAACAAACCAAAGAAUAUGCAUUUCAGUUCAAUUUCUUACUUAUUCCAGAAUUCCAUUGGCAGCAAGGAGUUGUCUCCUUUCUUUUCCCUUGCCUGUCUGUCAUGAAUAUUGUUGUUGGCUCAUUUUCAAAUGAUACAGCAUGAGCAUUGACUAUAAGCAGUUGUUAAGUUUUCUGGGUGAAAUUAGAAUAGAUCCGCUUUCUUCUGAUUGUAAUCAAUAGUAUCCACCCUAGAUUUGACCCAGAAGACUUGAACAACUAUAGACUGUUUGCAAAUGUCUUUGUCUUGUACAAGGUUCUUGAGCAGUUGGACGGUGACCAAAUACAGGAGUGCUUAGAGACUGAUUUUCUACACCCAUUGCAUUCGGGGUUCAGGGCCAAUUUUGGCAUGGAGACCACAACAGUCAGGAGAUGGAUGAGGAGUAUCUGUGUUGACUGUCCAAGAUCUCUUGGCAGCUUCUGAAACAGUCAACCAUGGUAUUUUUCUGGGGAGACUGAGUUGAGAACAGAGGGGCUUGUUUUCCAGUAGUUUCACUGCAGAAGGUAGCAAUUAGGGGAUGCUGUUCAGCCCCUUGGAGUCUCUAUUGUGGUUCUUCAGAGUUUGAAUUAGCUCCCAUGCUGUUUAACAUCUACUUGAAACUGCUGCAUGAGGUCAUCCAGAAUUUUAGAUUGGGUUUUAGGAUAAUUUGCACUGGAACAUUUUUAAUUUGCAUUGGAGAAUUUUAUUGUAUCUUAGUAAAUGAUCUAAAUUAGCAUGUGCAUGUUUAUUUUAAUUGUAUUUAGUAAGCGAAGCAACAAACUUUGAAACUGUCAGGCUUGCCUAAUAUUUAUUUGCAGUUGGCACCCAUUUAUUGUUACCAGUGUUCGAAACUCCCAUUGUGUUUCUAGACGCAUUUUGUGACAGGGAAUUUCAUUAGCGUGAGCAAUUUCUGAGUUUUGGAUGCAGCACUGCGCCUAAGAUUUCAGAUUAAAACUUCCACGGCUGUGUAAAAUAACUAAACAAGUAUUAGAAAUCACCCCAGAAUUGGCCCUACUAAACAUCUUCCAAGACAAUAAUGCCCAUUUACACCACAAAGAACUCAUAACCCACCUACUUUCAGCAGCCCGAAACAUCAUAACCAGACACCGACAGAGACCUGUCAGGAGUAAGCAUGGACCAAUGGUACAAAAUAGUAUGCGAAACAGCCUUACUAGAAAAAUUAACCAAUAAACUGAAACUGACAUGGGGACAAAUAGAAGAAGAUGCCUUCACCCCGGUAUGGCUCCCCUUUAUUACAUACACAGCCCAACAAGACAAUGACAAAAAUCCACCAACAGCAUACAAAUCAAUAUGGCUAACCUGAUCCAAAACAGCCACCUACCCCACUCACACAUGAAAACAAAGAUCACCACAGCCAAUCACAAACAAACAACCACACCCUAGGCCAACCCCAACCUCUCUUACCACCAAAGGAACACAAAGAGAACCUGCACAAGUGACGCUGACACAAAACCCCACAUAUGUUAAGUAAAAUAGAAAUAUUGCGACCCGACCCCACCCCCACUCACCUUUCCCACCUCCUCCUCUUUCCCCCUUUUGUUUCUAAUGUCUCAACAGAUGAAACUGAUCUGUAAAAAAUGUUACUUUUAAAAAAAGAGAGCGAUUGCACAUACUUUCGUAAACCAAGGAAAUCUUUAAUAAAAACACAAUAAAAAAAAACCUGCCACUGCUGGAAGGAAAGGAAAGGAGGAUAUUUUUCUGCCUCCCCUCUUCCAGCUAGUCUCUGAAGACUGGAAAAGAGACCCUCUUAAGAAUAUCAGGGGGGUGAGCAGGGGAAGACUGGACCAUGUGAAAAAUAAACAUAAUGUUUUAGCUGCAGUUCAUUCAUUUUCAGCAUUUUAUUCUUGUUAUAAAAAAGUGUGCCUAGGCAUUGGGUUGUUGUUCCCAUAAACUGGGUUUAAGGUGCCAUUUCGCUCCUAGCUUUUAUAUCACAAUUUCUAACACUGAUUUUUACUCAGGAAUUUGUGAACAAGAAAAUAUUCCAUGGGAAAAUGAAGUGCUAGGGGUGGGGGGAUUCUAUUUAGUUUUGGAAAAGUUUUCACCCCUGGCUCAGGAGGAAAGACUAGAACCUCCCAUUCACUUGCACUGCCUGCCUCCCUUAUGCAUGGGAGGCAGUUUUUGAUUUUUGGGGAGGCUUUGAUUUUUAGCAGCCACAUCAUGGUGCAUUUUAACUGCACCAUUAAUAUAAUGUCUACUUAGGCCAUGCAUAGGAUUAUGCUGUGCAAGUGGGAGGACUUCAGCUGGUCUCAACCAACCUCUUAUGAAUUAUCUUCCUGAUUACAGUCAGUGUAAAGUCUAGACACAACAAUAUAAAACAUGAAAUGUGAAUAGAUGGCAUCUAUGUUAAGAUAGACGGCCACGAGUGGCUCUGUGGGUUAAACCACAGAACCUAGGGCUUGCCGAUCAGAAGGUCAGCGGUUCGAAUCCCCAUGACGGGGUGAGCUCCCGUUGCUCGGUCCCUGCUCCUGCCAGCCUAGCAGUUUGAAAGCACAUCAAAUGCAAGUAGAUAAAUAGGUACCGCUUUGGCGGGAAGGUAAAUGGCGUUUCUGUGUGCUGCUCUGGUUCUCCAGAAGCGGCUUAGUCAUGCUGGCCACAUGACCCGGAAGCUGUCUGUGGACAAACACCGGCUCCCUCGGCCAGUAAAGCGAGAUGAGCGCUGCAUCCCCAGAGUCGUCCACGACUGGACCUAACUGUCGGGGGUCCCUUAUGUUACCUUUAUGUUAAGAUAAUGUCCAUGCAAAUCGUAAUUUGUGUUAGAGACAUGGCAAAGAAGGUGCCCACUCAAGAAAUAUAGAUAGAUAUAUAGGGAACACCCUUGUGCUAGGUUAGACUGUUUAACUCAGCAUUGUCUAUUCUGAGUAGCACUGGCUCUCCAGGGUCUCAGUCUUUCACAUUACUCGGUACCUGAUCACUUUAACAAGAGAGGUCAGGAUUUGAACCUAGGACCAUCUGUAUGCAAAGCAUGCACUGUACCAGUGAAUUGGCCUCUUCCUGAUGAUUAUGUGAACCUUAAAUGUAUUAAACAUGAAUUCCUGUUCAUAGAAAUGUUUAAUUAAAAUAUUUCCAUUGUGCCUCCCAGUCAAACAAUAUAAAUACAAUAAAAUAAUCUUUUUUUAAAAAAAAACCACACAUCUAGCUUUAUAUUACAGUUUCUUUCCAGCCUCAUAUCACAGCUGGAGUUGUAAUUGCAGUCUGUCCAGUGAGGACAGGACUAACUCAAAUUUGCAUUUUGACAUUUUAAUUGGUUUAAUCUUGCAUCUUUUAUUCCAAACUAAAUUGAGUUGGCCAGUGAGUCAUUUAUGUAUUAGAAAUACUGGGAUAAGUGUUUUUCUUGCAGUUCCCUUCUUGGGAAUACUCUAAUUGUAAGCAACAGUUUUAUUUUAGGUGCAACCUGUAUUGUUAGAUAGCUCAAAUAUAUUUGUGUUUGCUUUUUUCUUUGCUUAGUACCAUACCUUCAGCAACAGAUAAACUGCUUGGUGCCUUUUGUUUUUAUACGUACAAAUUGAUCUGCCAAACUCUUUUGGUAAAUCCCCAAUUUAUCAUGCAUUAAUAUUUCAGAACCAUUUAACACCCUGCUGUCUCUAGAUUCUGACAGUAUAAUGGGUUGUUUGUGGGCAGAAAGCAUCAGCUAUGGAGAAUUUAUUUCUAAAAUGUAGUUCAUUAAGCUAUAGUUGCUUUAAGCUAACACUGUGUGUUUCUUUGUAUCUUGGUUUCAGCCCCUAGAUAAUCUAGUGGUUUAGUGUUUAAGGACAAGAAUUAAAACACUUACAUCCAUUUGCCUUCCCACUGCCCCAUGCAGGUCCUUUUAUAAAAGUGCCUGUGACGCUUUGACAGUAAACAAUCUGCAGUCUGAGCAAGCAGUGCUAUUCAGCAGGGAGGAAUUGAAGUGCCCUUUUCACCUUCUACUAUAUGCUGCAGGCUGCGGAGAUAAUUUUUUUAAGUCUAGGCCUGGGCUUGUUGGUGGCAGAUAUGAAAUGGGAAAUGAGUUGCUGACCUAUUUCUACAGCAAGCUUUCCUUGCAUUUUGCACUUUAAGGCCCCAAACUAUUAACACAAUGGAUUCAGACAGUUUAGCUGAACAAUACAUUAAUUUUAAUAGGGAUGUACUAACGCGAGAGGAUGAGGGAGUUCUUCUUUAAAUUAGAACAGGCACAGAAUGGUGAUUAGAAAUACAAUGUGUAAAUUGGCAAUUAAGCAUGCACUUCCCUAAAAAAAAAAUUGUAAAUGUAUCAGAGAAGAACAAUAAACCAUGUUCAAAGCUCCUACAGUAAGUUGAAUCCCAUUUUAGUCAUUCUUGAAGUAGGGCAAUUGAAAUCAAAGGAAAGUAAUGACUGAGUUAAGUCACAUUGGUUUUACUAGGUUUUCCCGUUGUCUUCAACCUAAAGUAUUCUGCUCGGAGUAUAGCCAUGUUUCUUGGAGGAUUGUUGGUACCUGUAUUAUUGAGUGCAAUAGAGGAGAUUGUGAUUAAGGCUAGGGUGCUGUCCCUAAUUAGAUACUGCCAUUAUAUUUCAAUAAUACAUGCAAAGUGAGCACUGAAUCUACACAUAUAUUAAAAAACACUGUGAAAAUGCUUUUUUGAAAAACGUUUUGAAAAAUACAUUGAAUUUGCCAUAGCUCACUGUCUUCAUCUAGUGUCACAUUUACAGCAUACUUAAACAGUUUCUAUUUGCAGCUGUAUAGCAUAGUCCUGAGUAUUUCUAGUUGAGCUGCUUGUCAUUAUUUCUCAACUAAACACACACACACACUCCCCGCUGCCAAUUAUUAUUGGGUGUGCUGUACACUCAGGCUUCCUUUCCUUUGUCCAUUAAACUGAGCAUUUCCUCUUUCAAAACGUUAAAACCAUAUCCUGUUUCCUUGACAUUAAUAUUGUCCAAGGCCAUAGGUGGCGUUUAGAUCUUGCACAAAAGAGAAUUUAACUGUCUUUCCCUAGUUUGAUGUUUUACUACAGCUUGCAUCUGAGGUUGAGGGCUGCUUUCUUUUCAUCGAGGUUUUAUUCCUUUUGAAAGAAGAAUGUCAUCCACUAUUUGCCUUGAAACAGUUCAAGCUUGUUUUCAUUUACUUGGAAGCGAGCCAAAUUCAGGAGACCAUUGUUAACUGCACCUUGGAAGCAAUGUAACUAUCCUGGAAUGGUUCCACUCAGAAGCCCUAGAUGUAAGCUUUUAGAUUUGCAAGAAUAGCACAGCUGACCAGGAUUGCUUUAGCUUAUAAACAAAAUGAGCUGUGUUGCUUUUCUUUAAGAAGUGAAAUGAAUACAAUAGAAAUCAGCUUCAGUACUGGGACUUCCAAAACUGAUGGAAACAUAAAAUUAAAUGGACAGCUAAUGAAGGUGAUCAAAAGCAUGGCUGAGAAGCCCUUUUAUCCAUGGGGAUAUGUCUAGUAGCAUUUUUACUUGCUUUCAGAAACUUUUCAAAUAAUAUAUUCCACAUGUGCAAAUGUAAACAUAAUGAAAUUGCUGCUCAUUGGAGGAGUCCACUUAUACAUAAUAGAUAGUCAGCAGAAAAUCUUUACAUUAGAAACCAUAAUCCUUUUGUAUAUUUACUUUAUCCUAUUCAUAAUCUGAAAAAGAUAACAUUCAUAAAAUGCAGUUUUUGGUAGCCAUAUUCACAUGUGACUAUUCAACUUGGAGACUGCAUUCAGAAAAGCAGAGCUUCAUAGCUGCAAUACACCUCUCUUCAAAUUCCAAAUAAAAGUACUCAUUUUCCUACAUUUGCAAAUCCCCCUCCUUUGUUCUUCAUUGUGAUGUUCACCCCUUCUUAGUAUUUUCUUUACAUUUAUUAUUAUGCUACUGUAAAAGGAUCAGCUGCAUGCCUAGCACUGCACAAAAGGGCUUUCCCAAUCUGUGUUAGAUCAUGGAACAAGUAGACAAAGAGAAAUGGACAAAAAGGGGGCAAAAUUGCUUUAGAGCUUAGGGUGUUCAGUUUUCUUUUGUGGUCUCGUAGUGUGGGCAUGCACCUUUUCCAGCUAUUGUACAAUGAACACCACAAAUGAUGGCUUGAAUGAUAUUCGGGAGUUGGGUGGGUAUGAUUUCUCUUAGAGUAUGGUUAAUUUAAAACCUUUACAAAGAGAGGAACAAUUAUUAUUUUUUCUGUACAGAGGAUAGAUAUUCCUGUUGAUCAGGCAGGCUAGGAAAGAGUUACGUAUUUGUCUUGUCAAAACUGCUUAACUAUGUUGAGGUGAAUUACUUUUUCUCCAGACUUAUGUAGACAUUUAUCCUUUAUCAUGAGGUUAUUCUAAAGCUAACCGGAUACUGGGAGGAGAGAACGUUGUGUCAUUGAGCUUGAUAAUAGAAUCAAACAAAUGCUCAGUGCUACAUGUUUCAGCCUACAGAUGGUCUUACUGUAAGUUCAGCCAGCUUUUAUCUCUGGUUUAGCUGCUAUGACAACUGCACUGCUUUCAAAUGCCUUGUACAAAUGAUCUUUGAGAGUGCUGAAAGUCAUUGAUAUUCUGAGUGUUUUUCUACUGCAGGCAGCAACAAACCUUCCCUGUACUCCAGCUCAUAUUUACUGUUAUCAUAGAGGGUAAUGAAUGCACGUUUUGUCAUUAGACAAGUGGACUGAAAGUGAUAAAACUAGGAUUGCAGCUUUAAAAAUAAACUAAGCACAGUUACAAGAGCGUAUGCCCCACUGAAAACAGUGUGGCUUACUUCUGAGUAAACAUGCACAGAAUCGCACUAUAAUGCUUUAUACACUCCUCCCCCCCCCCCCAAUUGCCAAUAGCUUUUUCUUCCUUUUCUUUUCUGUUUAUUUCCUCCUCCCCUCCCUUCUGUUUUGAAAUUCUGGUAUCAUUUCAUGAGGGGAGGGGGAGAGAUAAGGGAAAUUCAGGCGUGUUCAUAAUUUGUCUGGUUUUCCCCCCCAUUUUAUUUUAAACAUAGCUAUGUAAAGAAGGCUUGCCAUUUAUUCUGAAUUGACAUAAUUGUCACAUUAAAAAGUUAUUUUUAAAAUACACGACCAGGUUGCAGUUACAUCAGUGUUUCCAGAUCCAGUCAGAAUAAUAGCCACAAAAAAUAGUCUCUCCCAUUAUCCAGGCGUAUCAUCCCCCAUGGUGGGUAAUCUCAUAACUGUGGUGGUGAGAUUGAGAGCAGGCAAAAGGAACCAGUUUCAGCAUUUCAGAAAACAGUUCACCCUGACCUGAGGCACAUCAAAGGCUUCCCAAUUUCAGUCUUUUGGUGCCUUGGUUCCCACCCAUGGUUGCAGUACUCAGACUCCCAGCUCAGUUAUUGUUAAAGGCUUUAUUCCGAAAUUCACUGCAAUGCCCAAAUGUAGAUCAGACCACAGUUUACACAGUUCAGAAGUUCACAACAGAGCUCUAAAAUGCAUGGUUAGGAGUAAGCUAAAAUGUCUUGACACUUAACACGCUCCCUGAGCUCCCCUUUGAAGGACAGAGUGGGCACUGUUCAAUCAAUCAACCAACCAAUCAAUCAGUCUUUUUUGUGGUUAAAGACCAGACAGCAAAGUCAACAACAACAACAUAUGCAACAUCUGCAUGAAGAAGUGGACAUAAUUAAAAAAUUCCCUAUAAACUUAAUUACAUUAAAAAUAACACUCCUUCAGCUAAACUCUGUAUUCCAGAAAUUAAAAGUGCACAGUUGUUGUCCCGAAAUAUGGGACUAGGCAAGCCAGCAAGCCCACCUACGAGUAGGUUGGGUCUGCUUACACCAGCAUAGCCACUGCAGCAUUCUUAGUGAUGGACAUGUAGUUGACAUGGCUUGCCUCACGGUCUGCUCUAGUCUUGGAUUCCUCCUUUUCGGGACAGAAGAUACUUCACUAACAAGGUGGGUUGCCAGAGUCAAGUCAGGUAGUUCUACUGUGCCAGUCAAGGCACCCCAUAACACUGAUGUGGGAAUCUCUGCCAACAACAAACUGGGCACAUUCCCACCAUCUAGACCAGCGUUUCCUAGAUCUAUUGGCCCUCUCCAGGAUCCAGUUCUGCACAUCUGUCCCAUUCUUCUCCCGCUAUGACCAGCUUUGCCGAGAUAUCUCAAUGCAGUUCAUGACAGCUGAGCUCAUUUGUACAGUGGUGCCCCGCAAGACGAAUGCCUCGCAAGACGGAAAAACCGCUAGACGAAAGGGUUUUCCGUUUUGAAGUUGCUUCGCAGGACGAAUCCCCUAUGGGCUUGCUUCGCAAGACGAAAAUACCUUGCGAGUCUUGAGAUUUUUUUCGCUUUUCCCCCUUUAUCUAAUCUGCUAAGCCUUUAAUAGCCUUUAAUAGCCUUUUAGCAGCUAAUCCCCUAAGCCUUUAAGCCUUUAAUAGCCGCUAAACAGCUGAUAGCGCUAAUAGCGCUAAUCCGUCAAUGGGCUUGCUUCGCAAGACGAAAAAACCGCUAGACGAAGACUCUUGCGGAACGGAUUAAUUUCGUCUUGCGAGGCACCACUGUACUCUCCAGCACUACUGGGAAAUUUAUAAAAUAGCUGCAAUUUUGUUCCCCUUUCAACAGAAGUGAAUGAAAUUUGUAGGCACAGUAGUUCAUUCAGAGUAGAUAAGGUCAAAUUAAAUUGUCUGCCAAGUUGCAAAUCUUCAGGGGAUUUGUUUUUUUAAAUCUUCAAAUCUUCAGGGGAUUUGUUUUUUUUAAUGUUUUGAUUUUGAGAUGGGAUACUGAGGGUGUAAUUCCUGCCACGCCUGACUAAUUACUCCCUCAGGAAAUGCAGUGUUUAACAGAAAAAUGGUUGCCUACCCUUGCUAUGUGCAAAGCAGAAAGGUAGCACAAAAUGUAAACUUCUCUCCUUAGUCUAGCUAGUCCACUCAGUAAUAUUCUUCUUUGCUUUUUAUUUAUUUUUUUUAAAAAAGGUUACCUGUUUGCAAGACUUUUUUGGUGAUGAUGAUGUUUUCAUUGCCUGUGGACCUGAGAAAUAUCGUUAUGCUCAAGAUGAUUUUGUACUAGAUCACAGUGGUAAGUACUGUCUGUACAUUUGUUUUGAACCAUAAGCUCCCAGUGCUUAUGAAAGCACUGAGUGGCAUUGUGACUGCAUACUCCCCCUCCCCCUCCCCCCCGCCCCCAUGUAUAUUGCACUGAUAAAUGGGCUAAAUGUAAAUGGGGUGUAUCAUGCGUUAGGGGAGGAGUAGUACCUCUGGUAGAAGACAUGCCGUGCUCCUUCUGGAGUAGUUUGUCCACCUUUGGUCCCAACCCUGUACUCAGUUCUCACCUGUGGCUCCUAGAAGCUGCAUGCGACAGUGGCCACACCCUGAGAAAUGGCAUUGACUGGCUGGCUAAACCAGGUGAAGGUAGCCAAUGGGUCUCAAACCCUUGGUGAGUUAGGCACUUGCCCUGCAUGUGAAGACAGGCAAGAAGGUCAAGAAGGUAGUUUCUGCAGAUGAUGUAGAGGGAAGUGAGGGGAAGAUGAGGCUCAUCAACCUGGGAAGGUAGCCAAUCUAGGAAAAGGAAAACACUGAUCCUAAACCUCCGAUGCCUUGUGGAAUAUCUUUGGGAGCAGAAAAAGCUAAGGAAUAAAUGCUACACAAAUCCAGAGUAGAAUCAAGUCCCUAAGGCAUUUUGAUUCUGUUUUGUAUGCCUUCUUCUGACAACAAAUGCAGACAGGCUGGUGGCAAAUGUAUUGUUCUUCUUUCCUUUGGACCACAUCAGCGAGGCUGAGAGUAGGGUCUUGUUGCCUGGGCAGCCCAGGACCUCCAUACUGGAAGCAUAGAUGAAAACCAGAGGUGGGUUUAGAGGAGCGUGACUGCUUUCGUUGCACUGGGCACUGAGCCUUGGGAGCACAACAGGGGACACUGCAACUAUGAUUUAGAAUGGAACACAAGAAGCGGGAGGGGGCACCUGUUUUUCAUGAGAAAUUUGAGACCCCAAGUUCCGCCACUGUGAGAACCUAAACUCUGUAAAGGGGACCUGUGAGGGAAGAACAUACAUUCCUGCAAAUCGGAGGGUCUUGUGCAGUCCAUUUUAAAGAAACCAUGCCAUCUAGAAAAAUAUACCACUAGCAUUAUUCCCUGUGCACAUCAAUGAUGGGAAGAUGAUGGGAUGAUGCAAUACGACACAAAGGGUUCUUGGAGAGGCAAUAGGGAGCAUCAAGGCAUUCUAAUCCCUGGGAUCCAUAUGAACCAGAAUCAUAGAGUUCUGCUGAAGGACCUAAGAAAACAGAUUUGCUAGAGACUGUUGUUUAUUAAAAUAGCUAACUGCACAGUAGUCUAAGGGACAGUUCAACUUUCAGUUUAAAACUUCUAGUGUACAUUGUGUCGCCUAUUCAUUAUGUAGGAGCAGCAAACAGAUUGCAGUCUCAGUGGGCACAAUAAUUACGCUUACAGUUGGAUCAGAAAGACACUGGUGUGAACAGGUGGAAGAGGACUUGCUCCAGUCAGUUUUGAUGAAAUAUGCAAUAUGUUAACAUUCUUUUAUAUUCUCUUAUUUGUAAAAUAAAUGAUCUGCUUUUCCAACAGAAAUGAGACAUAUAUAAAAUUCAUAUGUACACUCUUCUAUUGUAACAGAAUAAACAACCAAAUCUAGUUUUAAAGCAAUCUGGGGAAAAAAUAAUUUUCCAACAUUUGAUCAGAUGUCAACAAGUUUAUAAGCUUAUAAAUUUAUAAACUCCUUUUGGUUCAUUUAAGAAAAACUGUUUAUGAAAUGAGUAUGUUUGGGUGAUAAAUCUAGUUGGUAGGUGGUUUUGUUGGAAGUGAUUGCAACUCUAAAAAUAUUUCUUCUGCUAUCCAUCUGUUUGUUUACAGAAUGUCGUGUUAUGAAAUCCUCUUAUUCCCGUUCAUGCGGGAUAUCAAGGUAUUCUGGAUCUAAAAGCCCUGGAUCUAAAAGCCCUGGACCUUCACGUCGAAGUAAAUCACCAGCUUCAGGUACAGCUGCCUGGGUGGAUGGGGGAAAUGUGCAUUUAGAACUUUGUUUAAUUAAUAUAUUUUCUGCUCGUCAAUCCCCAGCAGCUCUCACACACAGCAUGUCUACCAAUAAAAUAAAUAACUUUUAAACAGCAGAACAAUAAAAUUAGAGUCAAUAGUUGUUUAAAUAUCAUUUGUUAAACAGCAUCUAGAAAUCCUUGGCAAAUAAAAAGGUUGACACUUGACUGAAAAAUAACAAAGUCUGUACCAGAAAAGCACCACCAGGGAAAGAAUGGCAAAGUAUCACCACUAAAAAGGCCACCUUUAUCACUACUGACACCACCUUUAUCACUACCGGCAGCAGAUAAAACCUGCAGAGGGGCCUCUUGAUGAAGACUUUGGCACCCAUGGAAGUUCGUGUAGUAACACGUGUUUUUUUGACAUGUGCUCUUGCUUAAUGGCUGUGCCCCACCAUGACACCCUAUUUCUCACCUUAAGCUCACCCAAAAUGGUGAGGCAAAAUUACACACUCCCCAAGCCUGAGGGAGAUGCAAGGGUUGCAGAGGAUGAAUAUGAAUAAAUUCAGUUGUACACAUUUAAGUGUUUUCCCUUCGUCCACUCUAUUCUUCUUUUUGAGGCCCAUGACUUUCUUACUCCUUUUUUCUCUGUGGUAUCCUUAGCCAACACAAAAUGCAUCUUCCUUCUUCCUUUCUCUUUGUGUCCCCCCCCCUUUUUUACAGUGCUUGUUCAGUGUGGUAUAGUGGUUAAGAGUGGUAGACUCGUAACCUGGGGAACCGGCUUCGCGUCUCUGCUCCUCCACAUGCAGCUGCUGGGUGACCUUGGGCUAGUCACACUUCUUUGAACUCUCUCAGCCCCACUCACCUCACAGAGUGUUUGUUGUGGGGGAGGAAGGGAAAGGAGAAUGUUAGCCGCUUUGAGACUCCUUCGGGUAGUGAUAAAGUGGGAUAUCAAAUCCAAACUCCUUCUCCUCCUCCUCCUCCUCUUCCUCCUCCUCCUCCUCCUCCUCCUCCUCUUCUUCUUCUAUUAGGUUUUUUUGCCCCAGUUAUGUUUUUGAUUAUGUCUUUCAGUCCUGUUCCAGUGUCAGUAUUUUAAAAUAUCAACGUUUUAGGGGAAGUGGUUCACUGACAACCGGAGAACAACAGAUUGUUGAUGUGCUGAAUCAAAAAGCUACUCAUUACAGUGGCCCAACAGUACCAUCCAGAAGUUUGGACUUAAGUGUACAUAAGGAAGAAGACAGAAUAAGUCUACAGGCUGUUGUUGUCAUUAAAGACCUGAACAUAGAGCAAAAGACUUGCUGGUUUUCUUACUGCAGAGUCAUAUGAGAUUCUCUCCCAGGGAAAAUAUUAAAAGUCCCCCACCCACCCAAGCAUAUUACCUUGCCCUCUAGGCUUUUUCAGCUUUUGGAUGGCAUAUUUCAUUUGUGUGGCGUAACCAUUCAUAAAGAGAAAUUAGACUUUGGAACAUAAUAGGCGACUGGAAAUGAGAGACACAUAAUUAACCACCUGAGGUGAAAGUUGACAGGUUAGCUUAGGGCAGUUACCAGGUGACUUUAUCAUAAACAGGUUAUUGAAGUAGCAUCCGCACACCAUAGGCUCAGGCCCAAGGUUUGGGGAGAUGUGAAAGGUUUGAGCAUUCAUGAUGCAUUUAUAAAGUUAGUAUUUGAUCCGUAGGUGCAACAGACCUAAUUGCUUUAGGUGGUUUUAUCCCAUCUCCAAUAUGGCACCCCUACCUUUCCCACAACUCGACAAUUUCCAAAUAACUCAGUUUAUCUAGAUCUCCAGUUCUGUUAGUUCGUAAAUUCAUUUGAAUUGGAUUAUGCAUAGUAGUAAAUAUAGGCUCACUGUAAGCCUUUCUGGAAAACCACUUCUUGCUUUUUCCCUUUUUAUGUUAUCUUUCUUCCUUUCAUGUCUCUGAAUAACCUAUAUCCUGUCUUUUUCCUUUGUGUCAAUUGAAUGAAUACAGUAAAGAGGGGUGGCCAUUACUCCAGUGCUUACUCUUCAGCAAAAUCCCCAGGUGAGCCAUGGCAGUUAUGGCUGUGUACCAACACUUGUCUCCUACCUUUUCAUUUUUAACCCUUCCAUCUGCUUCUGUGUGCCUAUUAUUUUGCACUGUGUGUUUUUAUGAUUUGUAAAACUAAGACAUGGUGAGUUUAUCCUGUCUCUAGGUAGACCUUGGAAAGGAAGAACUUAGGCAUCAGACACCUGUGGUUAGUAUACAAUGGAGCUAAAUUUGUUAAGAUAUAAGCCGGCCAGUACACAAGUAGUACUGGGGGGGGCAGUAUAUUUAAAAUUCUGUAUGAAAUGAGCAAUAUUAGCUGACAGCAAUGGUUCCCAAAACUUAAAUUCAAGUUUAAGUGUGGUAUGGUAUGCAAAUAAAGCUCAAAGUUGAAGCAAUGUCUUUUAAAACACUAUGCCCAGUUAUUUAGAGAAGCAUGUGAGUAUUAAGACACUAAUUAACUUCAGCUAAGGACUUGUGGACUGAUCCAUGUACAUCAGUUGCUUGGUCCAUGGUGGCAUCAAAGUUUGAUGUUACCUGACUUAACAAUGGGAAUUUAUCUAGUUUGCAAUAGAAAAAUGUAAUUGAAAUAAGCUGCCUUGCUUCUGCUCACAGUGAAAAAGCAAAUCAUUUUGUCUCCGUGUGUUUUUUUAUUGUGUGUGGAGUUUGCUUGCUUGCCUUUAUCCCAUGUGCUCUUCUGGAAGGUAGGUUGCAUAUUGUGCUAGUCCACCAUUUCCUCCCACUUGAACAUAGCUACUGGGAGGUUAUGAGGAAGUUUUUCAUUUGCUUUCUGUGGGGUUGAGUAUCUCUGUGUGGACCCUAACUAAGGAGUCCAAGAACCAAGCAGCGUCUGUAUGAUGUCCCUAAUUUCUGGGUGAUAAUACAGUGACAGGAUUUCAAGGUCCCUCUUGCAGCCCCAAGGGGGAGGAAAUUCUCUUUCCAUGUUGUAAUGUUUUGUUUGUGGGCCAGGUGGGAAGCUGUGUUGCUUGGGACUCUGAGGCUGGCUCAGGUAAUGUACACUAAUACCUUUAAAGCACAUUCAAAGCCCAUUUCCCCCCUCAAAUAACUUUGGGCACUGUUGUUAUGGGUUGCUGGGAACGGUAACUCUGUGAGGGAGCAAACGACAGUGCCCAGAAUUUUUGUGGAAAAAUAAUGGGCUUUGAAUGUGCUCAAAAGGCAUAGUGUGUCCACAUAGUUUCAGGCUAAAGGGAGAAUGCUACCUUGGAAGGAUUAGUGUUAGGGAGCGUAAUAAUACAAAAGUGGGAUAAGGUACAUAUGAACAUAUGAAGGUCAGAAACAUGUGUUUUCUAUAGGUAACUAUUUUUAAAACACAGAUUCUGGGGAUGAAGUGAAAAAGGCAAUAGAGUAAGAUCUUCCUAUUCACAUAAAUGUUAACUUCUUCUAGAACAGGCAUGUCCAACUCCCAAGAGAAUGCAAUCUACUCCCAGUACAAAAAAGUUGUGGAGCUUUUUUGCUAGAAAAAGAUGUGCUUACAAUUUUGUGCACCGACAAAGCAAACCACUAACACCAGGGAUGGGUGGCAGGGUCACUACUAGCCCGUGAUUGACCACUAAUGUGAGGCAAUCGACUUGUUGGACAUGCCUUUCUAGAACAUCUUGGAAGCUGGUUCUUACAUCUUGGUGGCAAGAUGCUAACUUCUACUUAUUUAUUUACUGUAUCUAUACAUAAUGCCACAGAAUAACAGUUCCCUGUGCAGUCGCAUUAGCAGGUUGGCUCCUAAAUAUUAAAGAAUUAAAAGUAAAUUCCUUUUUAAAAGCAGCUAGUUUGGAAGGCUUUGUUUUCAGACAGGUUCAUCACUGCAGGCAUUCACACAGCAAAAACAAUGGUGCCUGUUAAAUGAAUGUUCUGUUACCCAUUAUAGAUAUUCUUUACACAGCUGAAAAAGUGUAGGUGGUAACUAGCAUUUCCAUGGAAACCGAAUGUCUAGCUGGCAGGCUAAUUUUUUUUCUUAAAGGAGCAGCAGUCCUUAACUGAGCUGCAGUUGAAAUCAAUCUUGCUCUUUGGAAGAUUUCCUCUUACUACUUCUUCCUUGGGAGACAUGGAAUAUAUUGUUCAUCAGAGAGCCUUGCAAAUAAGCUAAUAGAUGGUGCAUAUUAAGAGUCUUAAGUUGUGUGAAAUGGUGGAACCCAUUUCAGACUGAACUGAAGGAGAAGCAACGUAUUUUCACAUAUAUAGAAACCCCUCAAAAUUAAAAUAUGAAAUGUAUUUGUAUAUUUAAAAGCAUACUAAUGGGAAGCUGUUUCUUGUCAAAAGCAUGUUUCAACAUGGAAGAAGAUGCAAAUAAUUUUUUCAAGUAUUUUAUUUUUAAGAGAAAUGAUCACAUAGAAAAUAAGCAUGGGUUUGUUUGUUUUUUUGCUUUUAUAAUUGUUCUUGGUAAUUUGGAUACAGUGUACUCUGUAAUAUAUUAAACUGCUCUGUGGCCGUGAUUAUUUUUCAAGUACCCAUUGGCUGAUGUGACCUGAUAACCUUGAAAUGUUCACCAUCACCAACGUUUUUAAUUCAUGGAAGAAUGUACCCAGCACCAUAGAAUGUUGAUAUAUUGCCAUUGUUGAGUCAAGUGAAAAGUCAUUUGGGCUGUGGUUGAAACAUCACAAUAGGCUGUAGGGACAGGGCAAGCUAUGUAGACAAGAUCGAGAGUCUGAACGCUUUGACAGAAGAGGUUCUGAGAUGUAGAAAAGCUAAAGGAUAGUGUGGCUAGAUGAAGGGGAAAGAGUAGGCAGUGUGCCAGAAAAAAAUGUGGCUUUGAGUAGGUAGAGAGAGGGGGGGAAACCAGUGAUAGAACACAGCUGUGGAAAGAAAUCUUAAGAAGGAAGGCUCAGCUGUGUGCUUGUUGGUCUUAGCAAGCCCUUGGUCACUGCAUCGUGCUGCUCUUAAGAUAAUGCCUAGCUUUAUGUAUAUUUUAUUGCUAGCUGCUCUGUUUAACAAAGAUUAACAGGAUAUUAUCUAAAAGGAACAUAUCAUAUCUUAACAGGAAUUUCAGCUUUUGUUUUAUUGGUGAUAACAACUUCUUUUCCUUCUUUUGCCCUUGUUAUUCCCAAUAGUAAACGGAGCUCCAAGUAGCCAGCUUUCAACUCCCAAAUCAACAAAAUCUUCUAGUUCCUCACCAACAAGCCCAGGCAGCUUUCGGGGACUCAAGGUAUGUUUUAGAAAGUUUGCCCUAUUUCAGCUUAAAUACUAAUUCUGCUUUGGAAUAUUGCCUUUGUGGUUGCAAGAAAACACCAGCUUCAUGCUAUAUUAAGCAAUGAUUUUAAAAAAAAUAUUAUUCCAUUGCAAUGUACAAUGCAUGAAAGCAGUUGCAGAGUAGUUAAAAUGUAGGUUGAACCCAAUAUUGCAAUGAGUAAAAUAAUCUAUGAUUCUGGUUUAAACUCUAUCCACUGGCUUAGAGAGCUGCCCUAAAUGGGGCCAAAGAGCAACAGGAGGCAGCAAAGGAUCCACCAGCCAGGGUGGAAAGUGGGGGGGGGGUGACUCCCCCCAUCAGCCCCAGGCUACCAUUGCUAAGAAGCCUGCCCCUCAAGGAUCCAUGGGAUGUAGUAUCCAGCAAAUCCCAAGCCUCUGGCACCCUGAAACUCCCCAUUUCAGGGCUUGCUGCUGCCUACUACCCCUAGCAGAAAUGAAAAUGGAAGCCUACUGCCCAUGGAGGUGAAGCUGGGCCAUCUGCCAUGGUACAGAAAUCUGUCCCAUAACAGAGCUCCUUUCCAUUACCAAUCCGUCAGGGGCCAGGGGCUGAACUCAUAGUUGUUUUUAGUGAAAUUGGUCAGUACAGUCAGUAAACUCUAUCUCAUCCUUCAUUGUCGAUUUUGUUUAUUUAUAUACGUUUUUGUCAAGUGUGUACUUGACAGCUUGCAGCAUUUAAAAAUAAGAACAGUGUAGCACCAUAAUCGACUAAACCUUAAUAAAAAAGGCCAUGCAGCAAACCAAACACAGUAAAAACAAAAACCAUAGAAAAAGGAAUGCCGUUUUGCAUGCUCAAUUUGUUUAUAUUUAGUGCAUGUCUUAAAAGACAGUCGGUUAUUACGAGAAUUAGGGUAGUUAAAAUCCUUUAUUUUAUCUCUCCAGUAUGCAGCUGUUUGGGUGUACACUUCAGCUGUGCUUUGUUCACUUGGGUUCUGAGUAAUCUUAACUGAUAUAUCUGAAUUAGAACAUGGCUUGAGACAAUGCUUGUGUCUGCAUCUGGAAUGCAUUCCCAACACCCAUGCUUCUGGGAAAAUGUCCAACAGGAAUAUAUGCCGUUCAAAUAAUUUAACCCCUAAAAUACAACAAUUACAAGUAUACAUAUCACUGAACAGUUGGAUACUGUUGAUAAAAUUUUAUUAUGUAUCUGCUUGAAUUUUGUUCUGUUCACGUGCUGUCCAUGAGGAGGAGUAAAAUUAAACUUUUGUUUGUUUUUAAGUGACUUAUUUAUUUUAUCCUUUCCUUGAGAGAUCCCUAUAACAACUGAGCUGUGGUUAGGAUGAAAUAAUGUGUAGACUGGUCUCCUUGAAAUACUUGGUUUCUGUGCACUGUCUGGAUCAUUCUGCCAUGUCUCUUCAUUUAGUGAUGCUGAAGCUCAAGCUCAAGCAUGGCAGAAGAUGCAUGUCUCCAUCUUUAAUUUCUGCCUUUCCCUCUGUUGUAACUUAGUACAGUGGUGCCCUGCAAGACGAAUGCCUCGCAAGACGAAAAACUCGCUAGACGAAAGGGUUUUGCAUUUUUUGAGUCGUUCCGCAAGACGAAUUUCCCUAUGGGCUUGCUUUGCAAGAUGAAACGUCUUGCGAGUUCUUGCGAGUUUGUUUCCUUUUUCUUAAAGCCGCUAAGCCGUUAAUAGCCGCUAAGCUGCUAAGCCGUUAAUAGCCGCUAAGCCGCUAAUAGCCGCUAAGCCGCUAAUAGCCGUGCUUCGCAAGACGAAAAAACCGCAAGACGAAGAGACUCGCGGAACGGAUUAAUUUUGUCUUGCGAGGCACCACUGUACUCAUCCUAGCAAAAUUGGUAAGGAACGAUCAGCUGAAAACCUUGCCUUGUCAUCUCUAUUCGGAUUUAUAUCCUAUACUUCAUUUGAAUUGCAAUAAACUGUUGGUUGUUUUUUUAAUUGUGUCAGCUGUGGGUUCUUAAACAUGUUGAUUUUGUGUGUACCUCCUUUUGCCUGUUACAUGGCUUGGAUUGCUAGAAGACUCUCAACUCAUGCUAUGCAACUUAAAAGGACUGGCUAUCUACAUCACAUUCAUGUAGUUUAUUCAUUCAAGUAAUAGAUUUGUUGUUUCAGAACAGUACUGCUUACCAGAAAAACACCACAUCUCCGCAACAAAUGUCCCUACUCCCCACCCCACUGCCUUAACUGGAAAGCCUACUUACAAGGAUAGGAAAUCAAGGGCUAUAAUUUGUGCAGCUUCGUUUUUGCUACUCAGCACAAAUGCUGAAUUGCUGAUUCACUGAAAAACUUGGCAGCCGCCCCAAUAUAAUUGCAUCCAGAAGAAUACAGGACAAUGUUCUUUUGACUGGUCUGAAAGUGAAAGAAAGACAAUUAGAAAUUGUAUUACUCUUGUUAGUUUUAAAUAGAUCUUGAUUUACGUAUGUCGGCAGCAACAACAAAAAAUGCAUCCAACAAUUCUCGAAUAUGUUAAUUCUCUAGUGCUAACGUCCUUUGAAAGAUUUCAUUAAGCCCAAUAGACUCUUUGAGAUGAAAGAGAAGAAUUUAUAUCAUAUUAGAGUACUUGGCCUUCCUUACGGUUGGCCGAAGAGGCUAAUUGAGAGCGCUUUGGGUACCCUUGCUGUCAGCUCCAGUAACCAUGGAGUUGUGAAAGGAAGAAGCAGCACAAAUAUGUUAGGCUGUGCUGAGAAUGCAGACUGUGGAGUUCUUUACCAAGCUAGGGGCAGGGGCAAAAGAGUAAUUGACUUAAGCCAGCUGAUUGGCUGAGCCCUGCUCUUCCUAACCAGCUUCUGGAGAGGAGAAACUGUGUACAACCCUGCUCCUGCUGGCCAGCAUUCAAGACCAUCUCCUUGCAAUUCUAUCUUGAGUUGACUUGUAGCUGGGGGUCCUCCAUCUAUGCAGGUGCUUGUCAUUAAUUCAACCUGCAAGUCAUGACCAACACCAAUCAGCCAAACUGCAGCAUAAAACAGACUGCAUGGAGUUGGCAAAAAAGAGGGGGCCACAAGGCCAAUCAGAGAACACUGCCAAAAUAAUUCUAUUCAGCCCUCCAAAUCAUAAGGCAUGUAGGAUGCCAUGCUGAAAAGGACUACUCAUGAGGAGGGAGCAGCAGUGCCUUUUUAGUGGCAUCGCUUCCUUGCUGCAUUGUGUGCCAAGUGCCAAGAUGCUGCCAUAUUCCCCCCACCACGUGAUCUUUAUUUUAGAAUCACAUGGGACUGCAAAUAUACUCCCUGCUUGAUAUGGCGGAGCAGCUUUCGUAUAGUGCCAAACCAUAGCUUAGCGUUAAAUGCAAAUGUUGUCAAUUAGGCUGAAUAAUGUAGUCGAUUCUAGUGACUUGGAAAGGAGAUAACAACAUAGUACAUUAUCUAAAGAUUACCAUUGUUAUUCUGUGUCCUGUGACAAUUGACUGAAAUUGAAAACUCUAAAAUAGUUUAGGUUUUAAUCCUAACCCCACAUACCUGGUCAUAAACCUCAUUGAAUUCAGUAGAAUUUAGUGCUAUGUAGACAUGGUUUAGACUGUGCUGUUAGUUGUUUGUUAUGUGAAAGAUUAUUUUCAUCCACCCUAGUUUUAAAUUUCAUAGCCAUGAUACUAAUUUUUAUGAAGUGUUCUUUGCUUUUAAGGAAACAAAAUCUGUGCUUUUAAACAAAACAACUGAACUGAGCAGAAAAUAACUAAUAAGUCAAUGCAAUAAAUAGUAAUCUAUUUUGUCUGUCUUGUUUCUGGUUCUAUUACAAAAAUAUCUUCUGAAAGAACUAUGUUGUAUUAUUUUGGUGCAGGAGCCAUCUAGGGCAUCAUCAUCAACAAAAAAUGUACAGAUGUUGUUGCAGCCAUCUUGCAUAUUUGUCUGGCAGACAGUGUUAUUUUUGUCUUUCUUAAACUUAACUCGCUGUCAGUGAUCUAGUUUGUGUUGCCUUUUGCUGUCUUGAUGUAGCUCCUGUUGACUGCUUUGGGCACAUAUUGGUGUCCUGGGAAAUCUUACAAUAAAACCUGAUCUGCCAGUUGAAUUAUUGUCAUUAUUGCUGGUGAAAUGAUUUAAAAUAUUUUGCUGCAUAACCAGGCACUGAAAAUGCUGACCUUGCAUUCCCUUGUGCUGUCCAAUAUCAUUUUGACAGAUCUUGAGCUCAGGCUAGAGAAGUAUUUUAAGCACCCUGUGACAAGUGAUGAAAGUUCGUGUGAUAAUCUUUUAAAUGAGAGUACAGUGAAGACUGAAAAGGGCAAAGACAUUAUCUGAAAGUGAAACAAGAAAACCAGGAGGGAGACAAAGAAGUUGGAGAGAAUUUAAAGAGGGGAAACUUGCUAAGGGGAAACUUAGUGCUAGCUAAAAGAAUUUCAAAACGCAAACUCUUCAAGGAGCAAUCUUGAGACUUCCAAAUUCUGCAAAAGCAGCCCAUGUAAAUAUCAUUUAUCUGUCUGGCCUUCUUUGUGGUGCCAGAUAGGUAGAAAUAUUUGUGUAAGCUGCUUCAGCUAUGCUACCUAAUUUCAGACUUUCAGAUUGUUCUGGAAAAAUUGACCUGUGUUGCAAAACACAUGGAGCUGUAAUAAAGCCUUAGUUGGCACUUUGGAGAACUAUUAAUUGAGAGUGAAAAUUAUGCUUGAAAUUUAUGUAUUUAUUAAUUAAAUUUGUAUUCCUCCCUUCACCCAUAUAUCACAGGGUGGUUCAAAACACAAAAAUACAAAAUGAAAAUACAAAGUGCAUAAUAAAACAAAAGCAGAAGCAAAACAAACCAGUAAUCCCCUUCCCACAGUCACAUGUUAAAGGCCAAAAGCCUGGGUGAAGAGAAACCUUUUCACCUGGUGCCUAGAGAUACGUAAUGAAGGUACCAGGCAAACCUCCUUGGGGAGAGGAUUCCACAAAUGGGGAGCCACUGCAGAAAAGGCCCAUUCACUUGUGGCCAUCUUCUGGAACUCUCCUGGGGGAGAAACCUGAAGAAGUGCCUGGCUCGGUUUAUAUAGGGACAGGUGGUCCUUGUAGUAUUGCAGUUGAGGGUUGUUUAAGGCUUUAUAGGUCAAAAACAGCACUUUGAAUUGAAUUAGCAGCCUGUGCAGUUAAGCCAGAAUCGGUGUAAUAUGCUCAUGUCGUCUGAGCUUGGGCUCGUGGUUUGUUUCCCCAAAACAAAGCAAGCUUUGUUCUUGAUUCACAGUAUUUUGUCUGCCUAUGGUUGCGAACUGGGUCAGUGACUGAGAUCCAUGAAUAUGUUCCCUGAACUGUCUAAAGAUGGUUUGUUCUUGUUUUCAGCUCUUCUUUUGUAUUCUCUGGAUAGGCAGGUGACAUUCUGGUUAGAAAUUAAAAGGAAGACAAUCUCUUGGGAAGCAUUCAGUUACCUCAUGUGCAUCCCUUUACACUCUGUUGUUGCUAAAUGGAUCAUAAGAAGUAAUCAAUUAGAAGUGAGAAGGUAUCAACUACUUUCACAUAUCUAGUUACAGUGUAUUAGAGACUUGGCACAAAGCAAAUACUGUUGGUGUUGUAUAGUGCAGGGAAAGUGGAGUUUGCGUAGUCUGAUUUGAAUGCAACAUGUCAUUUAAAAAACCCAACCAGCUACUUUACAGAGGUUGUAUGUUUUGGCCAUUGGAAAUAUUAGUAAAAUUGUGUUUGGCUUUUAACAGAUGAUUGUGUAAUAUUAAUUUAUAGCACAGAAGGCUGUUGGAUGUUUUUGUUCCUAAUGUGAUUAUUCAGAAGCAUAAUGAACUGCUGAAGUAUAAACUCUCACAUUUUUUCACAGAUUCCACCACAUUGUGGGUCAACGUGCAAUGUGAAUGGUGUGCCUGAACUAUCUCCUUGCCUGAGUCCUGAAAGUAAGAAUGUGUAUUUUCAAGUUCUUUUAUGUUAAAUGUCUGUAUUGGAGAUAAUAUUUCAGUCUAGAAAAAUCAAUUACUAUUAUUUUCUAUUUUGGUAAUAUGCUUGUUCACACUACUGUAUUGGUAUUACUUUGCACUUUCCUAUUAGGCCAAAGAUGAUCCAUAGAGGUGAGGCUAUUCAUUCAUUAAUUCAUUCGACUCAUUAGAGCUUUUUACUCUAAGGUGUCUUGACACUGACCACCCCUUCGCAUGCCAGUGGCAAUGAAAAGAAAUAUAGCAGACUUUGAGAUAGGAUUGGGUUUGUAUUUAAUAUAUGUCACCAGGUACUGAAUGGUUUACUGAUAGAGCUGGGCCAAAAUCUGCCUUCUCUUGCCCAGAAGUUUUCUACCCCUCUGAAAGGGGCCUCCAUUUUCCUGCAGCAUUCUCAGGUCACCUAAGGAUUUAUGUAGAAUGUUGGUGGUUACAGAAUUUUGAGCUUACCUUAGGAUUGUGAGGCAUCCAAGGCAUGCCUUUCCUUUCCAGUAAACAUUGCUCUAGCACUCUGCAACCUCCCCCUGUCUAUACUUCCUGAUCUUAAAAAACCCAAAAUAUUGAAAUAGUUACUUCAUAAUGUCUUCCCCUAGUCUUCAGUUGAAACAUGGGCACCUAGGAAGUCUGCAGAAGCCAGACAACUGAUGAGAUGACAGACCCUCCAAGUGUCCCUAUUUUCCAGGGACGUCCUUGAUUUAGAAAAGCUGUCUUAGUUUCUGAUUUGAUCCCAGAAUGUCCUGCUUUUCCUUAGGAUGUCCCUAUUUUCAUUGGAGAAAUGUUGGAGAGUAUGGAGUUAUUCAACUCCCGAGCUGUCUGAAAUCCUGUAUAGGGAAACUUUAUUAAUGUUUAAUGUUGUAUUAUGUUUUUGUAUAUGUUGGAAGCUGCCCAGAAUGGCUGAUGCAACCCAAUAGGAUGUGUGGGGUAUAAAUAUCAUUAUCAUUAUGGAAUGGGAUGUCCCUAAUUUCAUCAGAUAAAUGUUGGAUGGCAUGACAUGAUUUGUAGAAUAAAUAAAAGAAAGGACACCCACAAGACUUCUUGGCCACCACAAAAGAAGGAUAAGCAUGACCAAAUACCCUGAACCUCAUCCAUGAGAAUUUCACUUAAUAUGUUUUAUUUCCAUGUGAAUUUUGUUUUUCUGAAUUGAAACCAUUUUCUCAUUAAUUGUGAGAGAGAUAUUUUUAACACCAUUAAUUAUUAACUAUACAGGGGAGAAGUGUUCCAAAUUGCUCUGGCAGAAGAGUUGCAUCACACAGGGCAAUUUAUCAGUUAAAGAUUAAAUGGAGAUGUGCUGGCCAUUUUGAAAGGGAAAUUUUAAGUUAUCUUAACCUGCUCUCCAAACAUCUUGUGGUAUUCUGAGUUGUCGUUUUAAUGUUUAUAUUGUACUUGAUUUGCAAUGGACACACAAAAUGUUAGCCUUCAUUUACAUAAAAACCAAUUUAGAAUAUUUCACUUUCGGUAAGCACACCUUGAGAUAAAAGUACAUAUUUGUAAAAUUUAGGCAGCAUUUACAGGUAUUGUGUUUUAAUGCUAAAUUGUAUCCUAGCCUGAGAAUGUGGAGAAUGGUAGAUACACAUCCUAUCUCUGCUGAGUAAUUUCCCUGUGACAGAAAUUGUCAUGAACGAAUUCUCACCUAGAUUAGGGUGAUGCAGGUGACUGGAAGUAAUAAUGCAAUAUUUCAUGUAUAUUAUAAAAUUAUUUUAUUCUUCAGUCUCGCCAGAACCCUGUGAUAUUUAUGCCACUUAAUAGCUCUGCAACAGAAGCUGAAACAAUGCAGUUUGUUGAACAACAGAACUAAAUGAAAUGGUAGCUGGGUGUUGAUCCUUACGUGGAAAUGUUGCCGCCUUUUGGAAUAUGUAAAAAAAAAAAUAUUACAUGAAAAAUAUGUUCGGAUGCUUACCCUCUGAUUUUCACAGCAAGGUCAUAUAGCUUGGAUUAAGCCUUGCCAGCUAUUUCUUUUUGCUUUAGAUGCAAAUGUGAAGCGACAGAUACUUAAAAUAACUGUUUUAAAAAACGAUUUUGCAGCUUAAGAUAUAGCCCUACUGUAGGGUUGAGGUCAGUAAGGGACAAUCCAUAUUGCUCACAUCCAUGUUUAGCUUACUUUUUGUCCUUUACAUCUUGCAGGUUUGAAUGGAAACAAAUGCUCAGGGACAUCAACUAUUCUUGAGAAAUACAAAGUGGGAAAGGUGAUUGGAGAUGGUAAUUUUGCUGUGGUAAAGGAGUGCAUAGAACGGUGAGCAAGAAAAUUGCCCAGCUAUUCAUUUUUUACUUAGCUGCAACUUUCCCCUCCACUGUGCAUUGAGCAUAUAUUAGAAAAUUGUUAUAUUUCACAGACAACCAGGUGCCUUUUGGUAAAUCAUUUGUUGUAAAAUGCAAGAGUUCGUGUAGGUAUCUAUCUAUUCCAUAUGUUUGACACCUCUGCCUGAUGUCCACUUCAUCAAGGAUAACUAAUAACCAUAAGUAAGCAAACCCUGGUGUGUUGGAUUAUCAAAUUAAACAAACGUGAAGGUCUUGGGAAAUACACAUUUUAAAAAUUGCUCCACAAGUUUUUGUCAAGCAUAAGAAAAAGCCGAGCCAAUGAAAAAGGAAAUGCAUUCAUUAUCCAUGCAUUCAUCUAAAUGUAGACCAGAGGCGGCUGAUCAAGUUUUUUUUUUAAUUAUUAUUUUUUAUUGUUAAAAUAAUACACAUAUAUUACAAAUAUACAAACAUACAAACAUCUAUUUCAUACAGUCCUUAAAAGUGUUCAAACAUACCUACACUCAUUCCCACAGAUAAUUCCUUUUCCCAUCACCAUCCACCACCCCUCACCCCACCUUUGUGUUAGACUUCCAAUCUACUCAGUUGCAAUUUCUUCCCACUUCUAUUACUUUCUUUCACACACCUUUAACCUAAUUUCAUACGUCUUUUUCUAUUAUACAUUGUUAUCCAUCUUAUUUAGUAUUUCAGUAUUUGAAACGGAACUUGUUUAUUCUAAUAGGAGUUCUGAUUUUUCGAUAUGGUUUUGCAAGUAUCUUUUAAACACCUUCCAAUCCCUGUCUAUCUUCUCUUUUGAGAUCUUUCCAAUUUCUCCCAUUGUUUUGGAUAUAUUGUAGUACUCCAAUAAUUUGGAUCAAGUUUUUCUUUGAUGCCCAUUUCCAUUAUUCCUGAGGCUAGGGCUGAUGGGAAUUGGAGGCCAGCAACAUUGAGAAGGCUACAAGUUAGCCACUCCUGCUCUAGAUCACAUUUCCAUACGCACAUUCUAGUGGAAAUCUAUAUGGAAAUAUAGGUUUGGAUACUAACUUUAAAUAGUUCACUGAACAAAAGUGCAGCAUCCAGUCCUCCCCUCUGCAGCCACAUGCACGUAACUCUCAAAACCUCUCUUUUGAGAAUCGGAGAGGCCCUUGAACAAGAUGGAGGGGGGAGAUUUGGGAACAUGGUGGCGAGGCGAUGGGAGACUUCCCUUCCAUGAAGUUCCUUAAGUAAGCAAUCUUAGGAGACCAAGGAGACAGGUGUCUGAAAAGGGAGAUUUAGCAAAGUGGGCAUGAGAAGGAGGAACGGAUCUAGCAGAUGGUUUAGGGAUGGAAAUAUGGAGGAAGAUGAGGCAGGGCCAGCUGUGAUGGGAGUAGGAAAAGAGGAAGCAAGGGAAGUUUAAAAGUUCAAAUGGGGGAAGCAGAGGCCAAGGAAAUAAACCCACAUAAUCUGGAAAUAAGGAAAAUAAAUUCAGUCAGUCCUUAUGGCCCUGCACACAUUUUAAUGUAAAUGUAUUAAGUACUUAUUUAUGUAUUUAUUGGAAAUUCUCAGGAGUCUAUUUUGAGUUCACCCUUAAAUAUUUUUUAUAGUUCCUUUCCCCUGUCAAAAAAAAACACCAAAACAAAACAAAACACCAGCAUUCCAAGCUAAUAUAAUCAAAUCCCUUACGACUUCUUCACUUACAAAAAUAUUAAGCAACUUUUUCUCAAAAUCCUUCACUCAAUACAGUGUGCUUAUGUAAACCUUGCUAUGUUUCCCAAGCCAGCUUUAAAAAGCAAAUGCCCCUGGAGCUUUUACAAUAUUUCUCUUGCUUUCUGCUGAUCCAAAAACCCUUCAGGCAGGACGAUAAAUCUAAGCAGUAUACAGCUUGAAAAACUUAGAUACUAAUGGAAACAGAAACUUUCCCUGCCAGAAAUCGGGAAAGUAAUUGGGUGAUAAUUACAAACAGUGAAAAGACAGAAUAAUAAGUUUUUAUCAGGUCUAGACCCUAUCAAGGCAGAAAAGGCUUGGACAUGGAACCUAGAGACUUCCAAGGAGGAGGGUUUCUGUUUUGGUUGGGUACCAUAGAAUGCACAGGCAAUGCACCUGAAAUGGCACAAUUUGUAUUGUUGCCUCUUUGAGGACAGCCCCUGUAUAAAAAAGAGGAGCUCACACCAAAUGGAAAAGUAUUCAUGAAUGAUAGUAAUAUAUAUAAUCAAGUUACCAUUCACACACCCAGUGUUAGUAGUUGCAGUGAACUCUGUCCAGUUACUCUACAAGUAUGGGAGACUCUCCACUUCAGACAGUCACCCCCCAAGUCAUAGAAGGCAACAGUGGCUAGCGUACUGUUCUUCAGUCAUGUGAAUGGGCCCUACGUUUCAAUGGAAUAUUGCUUUUAUAGGCUACUACAAUUCAAAUCGUCAUUAGACUAACUUGUGCAUAAUUGUCCAAGUAUUCAAUAAUAACUGGCUCUUACUGAAAAACCCUCCAGUUUAAAAGUAAAGGGCAGCUUUAGAAGUAUAGGGUUAUUCUGGAGGUGGGAGAACUCUUCUAAUGUUGCAAGAGCUUCUCAUGUGAAAAGAGAACUUUAGCACAAAGCUUCCACGAGCACAAAGUGUUGCGCAAUCUCUUCAGCAAGGCCUUGUACAAUGUCUCAUACCUGUGUUAAUACUAUCUUACACAAAGUCUCCCUCUAGUUCAGCAGUUCACAGAACACUGCCACUACCAUAAUUUACCUUGUGGGAUGCUGGAUCCAAUGGGCUAUGUCCUAUCCCAUUGGCUCCAGCAUCCCUACUCCCAAAUCUACACUUCAGGUAAGACCAAUCAUUCUAUUUCUUCUGUUUGCACACUUCUGGAUGCAGCCCACUGUACUCCCUUCUCAAAAUACUGCUCAGUCAGAUACUGCAACCUCCCUUUUGUCCUCAUCUGUAGCCAGUUGUAACUAUGACAACUUAGCAGACGCAGCUAUGCUUUCACACCAGGGAUGCUUUGCUGCACUGUAUUAUUCCAUAACAACCAUCCUUACUAAAUGCAAUUCCAGUGCUAUAUGCUUGUACAGCAUGAAACUGAUUAUACCUGAAGCAAAAUAUCUUCACCAUUAUUACUGCUGUAGCUGCUCAAACUAACUGGACACUAUUGACAGUAUUUAUUUAUUUUUAAAUCCUGCUGCUGUCAAGAAGUCUUAUACAGUAGGAAGGAAUGGGGGUGGUGCUACAGCUGUACUGUAUGAGCCAUUUCACACAUUACGUGGGUGCAGACCAGUGUAAUCGUCUGUACUCCUGGCAAAGACUUGCCACAAAACCUUGCUUUUCAAUGAAUGUGCAAAUUCUCUCAUGUACUAAUUACUUUAUUAAGUGUGCCCUUUAAAACAAACAAACAAAAAAAAACCAUCCUCAACGGAAACCUUUAAAAAUGCAGGGUGUGGUGAAUUGCAUUCUCAGUGAGUUUCUAGUAAAAGUAAUUACCAACCAUUGAGUCAUUUUCAUUUGAGCAUGCCUACAAAUGGGGUUUCAUGUUGAUGAGAUAAUACUACAUAUACUCAGAACCAUAAUGGCUAUGUCUUUCAUUCUGUGUGAUCAUUUUAAUGGACACUUUUGCAACCAUUUUGAAAGCCAUGUACCAUAAAAUAUUUUUAAUGUUAUUCUUUUGCUAAAGUCUUAUAAUACUAGAUUUAAAAUGCUUUCACCUCUUAAUCCUGCAGCACUUAAACAUGGAAAAUAACUAUCCAUUGUAGUUUUCAGGACAUGACAUUUAGAACGGCGGCCGCAGACUUCUUAAAACAAAAUUUCACAGAAAUAGGUAGAAUGGCCACAGAAUUUUUCUCCUAUAGGUUGUCUUCAAAUGAUUUUUGUGGUCCAAUAAAUUUUAUACUACAGAAUAGCUGAUCUAAUUUUGUUUAAUAAAAAAAAAAAAGUUAAAAUGAACCUUUCUACCCCUGAGACUUUGAAAUACCAAUCCUGUAAAAAUUGCCACAUGACUGCCAGUUAAAGAGCUGAAUGAAAGGUACAGAACAUCUAACAUUAAAUCAGGGACAAAAUGCGACACAUUAGGUCACACUUGAGAAAAUCAUAGUAGAAAGCCUGCGUUUGGUAGUCAAGGCAACAGCAGACAUGACUUGCUGAGAAACAAAAUAAAAGCAGAUAUACCUUCUUUCUGUCAUCUGUUCACAUUGAUGAAAGCAAUUUUAUCAUCACUGUACAUUCAGACAAAAAACCCACAUGUUGAAUAAAUCCUUGCAUUUCUGCCUGAUAUUCCUCUUUUGUUUCUCUCUUUGUAGGUCUACUGGGAAGGAGUAUGCACUGAAGAUUAUAGACAAAGGAAAAUGUUGUGGAAAGGUAUGAGAGAAUAUAGAGCUAUAGCAUUAUAAGGUGGGGAGAUGCUUCCAUAGUAAUCUUACCUGAUUUCAAGUAAAGGCAGAAUUAUAGAGUUUUAAACUCACAGAUAGUUAAUUUGUCAAAUUCGGCUUCGCUUACAAAAAGUAUUUAAAUUUACAAUUCAUCUGGGCAAAUCCCGCCAACCAUGUAUGUAUAUUAAUUUUGUAGAGCUGCAUCGAUAUUCACAAAAAUUAUGCUUAGUCAGAUGUAACAAAAAAUUAUGCUUAGUCAGAUGUAACAAAACAUUCAUCAAGAUAGCAUUUACAUUGCCCGUGAAUUUAUUAUUUGUAAGUCAGCAGAAAAUGUGUCUCAUCUGCAUCAUUAAUUUAACAAAGACAAAAUAAUGGAUGCGUGUUUGGGUUCAAACCAGCAUCACUAGGACAACAGUGGGAAAUUCUAAAGUGCUGCUUCAAAGGGAUUGAAGUUUAUGUUCUAUAUAAAGAAAAUGCAUUAAAUAUAUGGAUAUAUUUUGCUUCAGAGUCUUGAGAAUGAAGGUAAGUAUUUUGGAGUAAAGGUGUUUCCAGAAUUCACCCAUCAGAAUUUGCCUUUAAAGAGUUGCAAUGUAAUGCACCUUGCAGACCACAAUAAGAGAUUUUCACAUACCAGUCCAGCUUUUUAAAUCAGUCCUAUUUUAAGAAAACAGAUGUUUUAUCAGUGUUCUUUGUUUUAUGUAUUUAAAAAUAAUGUAUACCAAGCUGCAGUGUAAAUCUCCAGAUGGUAACCACAGUAUAUUAAAAACCAUAAACAAUGUAAAACAACAAAUUUCAGAAUAAAACACACACAGUAGAGAAUGCUUAAACAGUCCAAACUUUGAAGUCAUAAUGAAAGCAUAGCAGGAAGGAUGUCAUGCUGUCUUUCAUGAGAGGACAUUCCAAAGUUAUGGGGCUACGACAGAAAAGACCCUGAACUUAAUUUAAGAUGAUAAUUCUAAGCACAGCCUCAGUGAUGCACGGGGAAGGAAUGUUCAUAUGUGAAGAGACUUUACUGAGGGUAGUUAGAACCAAGAGCCUUUGAUAUUUUCAUGCAGGUGAAAAUAUUUGCUGAAAGGGGCAUCUCUUCUUCAGCAUAGUUAAGACUAACAACUGUUUGUUUGGUUCCAGAAGCUUCCAAACUUCUUGCAGCUUUGCCAGAGGAGAGGAAGAACAUUAAAUCCCAACCAUCCCAAUAAUCGCAGACAAAAAUACUGAUGAAGCUAUCUUCAAAAGCUUCUCACUAAUUGUCAGCUGCUACUUAAACAAUAGUUCACUAAAUCAGCGGCACCAUGCACAGUAAAUUUAAAUAAUCAUUAAUAGGUAACACUUUAAAUAUCACUAGUCUGUAAAUUUCACACAUUAUUUGAUAUUUAUUAUAUUCCUCCUGAUACACAGUUAAUUUAACUAAAUAUAAUAAAUCCCCUCAUUUUCUCAGUUGAUCUGAUUUAUUUUUUUAAGGUUUAUAACUAUAAACCAUGUUUUAAAAACCCAUUCAUAUUUUGUUUUUCUUUUCUCCAGCACACAGUUGUUUGGAGCAGACAUAUAUGUUUGUUCCAGAAAGACUUUUGAUGCUCUCACAUAUUGGGUUUCAAAGGUGCGAUCUGUUUAAGCCACGUCUAAUGUGCCACAUCUUCACAGGAGGAAAUGCACGCUCAGCAUGUGGGUUUUUUAGUAACUAAAUAGUUAGGGUAAAAUUAUCGAAACUUCACAGAUUUGAUGCAAAUUGACUUCCCAAAGCCAUUUGUUCAAUGGUAUUUUAUGGUGUAGGACAAAUCGCAUCUAAUUUUUCAGGCACUGCUCAUGUUCAUCAGUCAUAGAAUGCUCACAUGUACUUCCCGCAGGGUUUUCCACAAAUGCAUGAAGUGCAUGUUGUUAGAAUGUUUGUACUGUGAUAAAGGUGAGGUUUCUGGAAUAGUUGUUUUGGUGUCUUCCAUAGUGUUACAGCAACCAUGGUUAACUGUAAAAUAAAGUGGCUGGCCCUCCUGGAGUAUACCCAGUUGGUUUCUUGUAACUGAAAACGUCUAAAGAUUUACCUGAUUUAAUCAAAUGGCAUGCCUUGUUUUUCAUUUUUAAAUCAAUUUAAUGAGGAACAUUUUGGAAGCCCUUGGUAACAAAGGAUUUAUUAAAUUGUUGAGCCUAUACCUAUGUUGCUUCACUAGAGAUAUCUCGAUAACUACAGUGUAAAUGUUGCGGAGAAGAAUAGUGGUGGAAAGCUGCACUGUAGGAAGCUGCUUUCUCAUGUGAAAACUAUAUCUUAAAGCCACAUUGUUACAAGGAAGAUUUGUCUUGGUUUGUUUUUCCCUUCCUCUCCUCUUCCUAAUAAUAAAUAGGAACACUUGAUUGAAAAUGAAGUCUCCAUACUGCGCCAAGUGAAACAUCCCAAUAUUAUCAUGCUAAUAGAGGAGAUGGAUACUGCAACCGAGCUCUACCUGGUGAUGGAGUUGGUCAAGGUGAGAGGCUUUCCAUCACUGAAUAUGAAGAUACUGAAAGUUCCAGGGUCCAGUACCUAUGCAUAAUAGUCAUGGUACAGAAAACAAUGUUGGGACGCCAUGGGACUUUCCUCUCCCAUCCCAAAGUAGUUCCCAGCCCCUUUUGAAAUUCCUGUUCAGAGUGAUAGCUGGUGUUCCUAUGUGCCUUAACCUGCAAAUUUUGUAACAUGUGAAAAUGAUAAUUAUUUCUGAAGUCUGAGUCUGGCACAUAUGAUUGUUAUAUACAUUGCAUUUACAUGCUAAGUUAUCAUGGAUAUCCAGAUGUAGAAAUUUGCUGCGCAAUCAUGUUAUGUUUCUGCACUGUUUUAAAAUUGCAAUUUAAAAUUAAUAUUAGAUUGGCAUGUAACCACCUAUGUAUAGCAUAAACAGCCACCACAUUAUAAAUUUCCAGGUUUCCUUUCUCCCUCAAUUUUUUUAAAUGUAGGAAUUCUUUAUCCAGUUCUUAUUUACUUUCAGAUUUCACUUCACAUUUGGCAGAAGUAGCCCUUUAAAGUUAAAUAAGAGCAUUUUUGUGUCCAAUUUAUUUUUCUUCAUAUUUACCUCUGCUAGAAAGCACAUUAAAAAGAAAAAACCUUUGUUGUUUGCAAUCAAUGGUUGAGAAUUGUCAGACUUUAGAGACUUAUGCCAAUGAGGCAGGUCCGCAACACAUGUAAUGCCCAUGAAAAAUGUCUGCUAAGAUUUCAUUAUUUUAUAUUUCAAUUGAGACUUUUGUAGAUUUUAUUUUUUAAAAGCCAUUCUUAUAUCUCCCAGUGAACAUGGCACAGGGAUUUUUAACAUUCAUAAGGGAUUUGCCGUCUAGUAUAAUGAAGUUAGGUGCUCCUAAACUCCAUUAAAAUCAUGCACUGUGGUGCUUUUCUUAGAAGUAAGCCCUACUUAGUUGAACGAUAUUUCAUUUACCAGCAAGAGUGCAUAGGAAUGCAAUGUUAAGCACACAGUGAGCAUUCUAGUUCCACUCAUUUUGGUGAGGUUUAGGUAUGUGCAACUUUCACCCUAUUGCUUCCAUUGUGAUUUCCCCAAUAUUGCAUAAUGGGGGGAAAAUCUGAUUUUCCUUCAGCAGUUAUAAAAUAUGAUGGAUUUUGUUUUGUUUUAAUUAUUUGAUCCUCCUGACCAUUACAGGGAGGAGACCUUUUUGAUGCUAUCACGUCUUCAACAAAAUACACAGAGCGUGAUGGAAGUGCAAUGGUCUACAAUCUAGCCAGUGCACUGAAAUAUCUCCAUGGUCUCAGUAUCGUUCACAGAGAUAUCAAGCCAGAAAAUCUAUUGGUAUGUUGCCUGUUUCAUGUUAUUCUCCCAUCUCUUUGCCAUGUUAAUGCAAAUUCAUACCUAUAUGUUAAGUGCUGAGAAGCAAAGUGUGUGUGUGUGUGUGUGUGUGUGUGUGUGUAAAGAAACACAAAUAACAGUGUGCCUAAAUUCUAUCUGCUUUCAUAAAAUAUUGAAAACAAUCUAUAACAAUACUUUUCAGUUUAAAUAUUACAUUGUUAAUAUUACAGCAACAAUUUGUUGUUGACAACGGACAGCUGGACAUAUAAAGGGCUCCAUUACCUUCAAUAGCUUAGGGGCUCAUCAAACCUAAAUCCAGCCCUGGUUAUAUAACAUCUAAACAGAACCCAUCCAAUAAUCUGGCUGCUUAAUUUUGAACCAAUUGAAGUUUCCGAGUCAUCUUCAAGGAAAGCCACACCUGCAGCAUAUUGCAAUAGCCUAAUACAAAACAUGAGAAGAUCUGUGUUAAUGCUUCCACUUCCCACACGUUAAGAACAUUUGAAACCAGAUCAGAAGGCACCAUGUGAAUCUCCCUACACAAAGACAUACAUUUGAUUUGAUAGCAUUUCUAAUAAAUGCACUUAAAAAAAGCUUAGCUCUUGCCUGACGGCUGAAGUAAUAAAGUGGGACUCGAACACAAACAAACUUCAAAGUGCUAUUUCUUGCACGUAUUUACUUUAAAUUCAAUAAGGUGUGCUUUUUUAGCAAAUAAGUAGCAAAUUAGCUGACAGUGCAGUCCUAAGCAGGUUUGCUCAAAAGGAAGCUGGUUUUAAUGGGACUUGUUCUCUAACAAGUAAAUCUGCUUUGGGGGGUUGGGGAAUGCUGGAUGCAGCACAGGGAAAGGGAAAUCAGGGGACAUGCCUCCCCUUCUCUUUCCACAGUUGGAACCAUCCUGAGCAAAGCUAUGUUUAGGGGAUGGAAUCACUGUCAGUGAUUCCAACAAACUCUGGAAUGACUUGACAUGAAAUCCAGACAUGAGACUAUAUAAUAUAUGAGGGAUUUCUAUUUUGUUUUGCCAGGAGAGGGAUAUUAGGAGAGAUAUACAGGUAGAGAGAGACAAACAGCCCUUUUUUGUAAGCAAGUUUUCAUAUAUGAAUAGCGAAAGUGGUAAAACCAGUAUCUAUUUUGUGAAAUAUUUUAUCUCUUUAAUAAUGUUCCCAGUACAAAAAUAUCCUUAAUAAUAACUUAAAGCAAAUUUAAUGUGAACAUUUUAAUGCUUAUGCUUGAUUUGUUUCUCUGUGUGGAAACUGCAGCAUGCAAGAACUGAGUGCUCACUUACAGGUACAGGCUGUGAUUCACGAUUGUUGAUCCUGUCUGCUUUACAAUAAUAACAAUGACAUCAGGCACUUAAGUGAGUUGAAGCUCUUGGGCUAAUCUGACACUUUAAGCUCUCAUUAGUAAUCAAAUCAGGUAUAAAUAGGCACAGAUGCACUUUUCACUUAGAAAGCCUAAAGAGAUUACUUGACAGAUGCCAUGAUUGGCAUUGAUUUGCAGGUUGGAAUGACAUAGUAGUUCUUAAUGUAAAUUAUUUCUCAUCAUUGAAAUACAUUUAGUUGCUAGAUAUAAUGUCAGCCACUUGUCUGAUUUGCAUUCAACUUUACCAGUUCUUCAUUGCUAUAUGCAUAUAAAAUAAUGGAUCUUAUAUGUGAUGUUUUGUCAGGAAUCAUGAGGCUUUCUUUUAUGGCUGUGAGGUACUGCAGUGCAUUACAUUUUUGUUUAUUUAAUGAAAAAGGCUUUCUGCUAAUAAUUGUUCCCAAGAGUGAUAAACAAUCAGAAAAAUCACCAAUAAGAACUCACCCAAUAAAACAAUAUGAUAUAAUCCAGCUAUACAUAAAUUGCAAUAUAAGAAAUUCUAAGAAUUAUUCUUAUAAGAAAUCAUCUUAAAAAUAUGCAAUAAAAAGUUUAAACUAAUCUUCUAAAGCAAAGUAAACAUUGUUACAUUGUUGAGUUCCUGCAGCUGUUUUAGCAGGGGUCUUUGGGUCUUGGGAGAAUGUCCUUCUGUUAUGUGGGGAAAGGGCAUUGUCAUGAGUUUGAGAGUGUCAGACUCCUCUAAAUUUCUUGAUCCAUUAAGUGUUAGAAUUUUAUCAAGGUCUGGGGUGUUAAGAUGGGUGCCAGACUUCUAAUCCCUGGAUCUAGCAAGUGUUAAAAGCUCGCCUCCUCGGUGAUGGGCCAUUGCAAGAAUCAAAGGGGCUCAAGGGGCUCGUGUGAGAUGACAACUGGCUCCCUCAACAGAUAAAGCUAGAGUUUAGAAAGUUAUGUGAGCUAGAAGCUGGAUUCAAAAAGCUGCAGGCUGGAAAGGCAGAGAGAGAGAGAGGGGCCAUGGCUGUGGGAGAAACAAGGCCCUUUUGAGGUAGAAGCGUAGAGUUGGAAAGGACCCUAAGGAUAAUCUAAUCCAAACCCCUGCAAUGUAGGAAUAUGCAGUUGUCCCAUAUGGGGAUCAAACCUGUGACCCUGACAUUAUCAGCACCAUGUUCUAACCAACUGAGCUAUCCAGCUUGGAAUUUGUCAGUUUUGUUGAUGAUGGAAACCCCACCAUCGCAGACUCAGGUUGUAUAUAUGUGUAAAUUAACCAUAUAUUAUAAAGACACCACAGUCUCCUCUGUGCCUCAUUUCCAGAAGAAAACAUGAACCCUGGGUAAACACCAAUCGUUUUUCAUAAGGCCUGGUUUCCAGACCCUUGAUCACCUUGGUUGUCCCCUUCUGCACAUGUUGCAGCUUGUCAACAUCCUUCUUAAAUUGUGGCACCCAGAACAGGACACAGUACUCUAGGUUUGGUCUGACCAAGACAGAAUAGAGCAGGGCUAUUACUUCCCUUGAUUUGAGCACUAUACUUCUGUUGAUGCAGCCUAGAAUAGCAUUAGCUUUUUUAGCAGCUACAUCACACUGUUGUCUCUGUUGCACCUGCAUGAUUAUCUUUAUCUUUAUUAUGUUGCUAACUAAGAAAAAAGGCACACUGGGCAAUUAAACAGGCAUAUUUUAGAGAUGUAGUUGAUCUAUGGUAUGCCCAUUGGAACUAUAUGCCAAAUGUUUUAUGUACUUUCUUUUACUUCUUCAAAGAGUUCCCUGACAGUAUAGUUCAGAAGUAAGUAACAUAAGAAGCUCUGUAAGGCCUUCUAACACUUCCCUCAGAAUAUCUUCCCCACCAUUUGAUUCUUAGUCAUCGAUUUUGUAACCAAAUUUGACUGUUAGACUAUUUACAUGCUUAAGUAGGCAGCUGCUUUAAUUAGACUUAUCCACAGACUUUGCUAAUUCCACCCACCCACAAAAGAGACUCUCCACAAAAAAACAAUUGAUUUGCUUUUACAGUUACCCAUUAAAAUUCCUUGAUAAUGGUGCGUUGAAGAUGAGAGCCUGUAUGUUUGCAAUGUAUUAAGACCCAGGACACAUCGCAGUCUCACUCAGACUGGGUGACCCAUCUUCCCUCCCUUGGGUUUUGAGUUAGCCCAGGUGAUAACUGAUUGCUCUGAGGGCCAUGAAACAUUUUUUUUUCAUGGCAUCUAGAUUGGCUGGGGAGAAGCAUCUUUUUCACCUUCUUUGGAGUUCCAGCUUUAAAGGAUAAUAUAUAGCAGCCCUUUGUUCUGGACAGAAUAUUUUUUUGUCACAAGUUUGUUGGUGGGUGGAAUAGUGCAUGUGUUCAUGAGAGAGUGUGUAUGUGUUUAUGGCAUGUUUGGGGUGAAAGGACGAGUGUCCUAACAAACUAGCCACGGCACAGGGCACCAACAUAGAGUUGCAAUGGGAGGUGCUUGUAACAGUCACAUAGCCCUGAUUGCUAACUGCCCUGCAAUGUGGGGGCAACUGCAAGGUUGGAACCUGCUUUUACUGACUCAUGGGACCCAGCACAGGGUUUUCCCUCGGGAAGGGCACUCAGGUGAAAGCAGCAUGGAAAGCCAGGCCAAUAUAUUGGAGGGAUAACUGCUUAGGUUCCUGUUUUAUUCUGUCUUACGGAUUUUGGAUUUGAUUGACAUGAAUGCAGGUUUAAAUAAAAUGGUAGCCUUCAUAUGCCAAUCCAGUGUCUGUCUCAUUCUUGUCUACUACAAUAUUACAGUGGUACCUCGGGUUACAGACGUUUCAGGUUACAGACUCCGCUAACCCAGAAAUAGUAUCUCGGGUUAAGAACUUUGCUUUAGGAUGAGAACAGAAAUUGCGCAGCAGCAGUGCAGCGGCGGCGGGAGGCCCCAUUAGCUAAAGUGGUGCUUCAGGUUAAGAACAGUUUCAGGUUAAGAACAGACCUCCAGAACGAAUUAAGUUCUUAACCUGAGGUACCACUGUAUUGUUAUUAGGUCUUAAGUAUUUACAUCACUUGCUUUCUACAAACUUGUUGCCACCUAUUGAUGAACAUUAGAAUGCAUUUUCCACUUAGAAUGACUGGAAUGUGUUUAUCUACUUGCAUAGGGCAGGGUAGCAUUUAUAUUGCACUUUCCCCCUCAAUACACUUUGCAUGCAAUAAUUCUUAGCAACAAUCCUGUAAGGUAUCGUCCCGAUGUUUCUCCACUAACAAGUUAUUAUUCCUUCUCUGUUUUCUCCUCCCUUCACCCCUCCACCCCAGGUUUGUGAGUAUCCAGAUGGAACAAAAUCGCUGAAACUAGGAGACUUUGGACUAGCCACUGUGGUUGAAGGACCCCUCUAUACAGUCUGUGGCACGCCAACAUACGUAGCUCCUGAAAUCAUUGCAGAGACAGGGUGAACAUGCAUUAUUAAAAUGGGGUUUCUUAUUAUUGUGCUUGGUGUAAGAAAGUGUGUGCGCAGAUUUUAAUAUGUUUUAAGAAUAGUUAUAGAGUGGUUGUGUAUAGUUGUUUGAACAGGAAAUAUAUUUGAAAUCAGUGGGUUGUAUCCAGCUAAGCUUUACUUGGAGUAGACACAUUAAAAUUUAUAGACCUAAGUUAGCAAUGUCUGAUUUCGGUAGGUCUACUCCAAGUACAACUAAUGUUUGAUACGAACCCAUUUAUCCUAAGGCCCUAUAUAAACAGGUAUGUGCUUAUGUAGGCUUGAUUCAGGUGUUCUACCAGACUAUUGGGUUUUUUCAGAGGCUUGCAGAAGCCAUAGUCUUCUGAUUAAAUGGAAGCCAUAGGCUUCAGAUGAAAUGGAAAACUUUGGUUUGGCAAAACCGCGCAAGUUACUAAUCAAGCUGAAGAUGUGAGAGGAGGGAUAGGAAGAAAGGAGUUUGUGAACACCAAACCAUCAUUUGACAUUACAUCUGAACAAAGCCAAAUAUUCUUUUCACAUUGGAUAAUAUAUGGAAUACCAUGAUUUUGAGUAUCUGAGAUACAGACAAUAGACAUUUUAUUAUAUUCCAUAUAAUAAUAUGGACAUGUAUUCUAUAUAAUAAUAUCUGGAACAAAUUAAUCUCAGCCUGGUCUUUACUUACUUCUAGGUCAAUAGCAAGCUUUGUCAAGCUUUGCUUGAAAAUUUGCUGUUAGUGUGCUGCUAAAAUUAGAAAUUAAAAUGUCACGAACCAGUAAAUUUGUAUAAACCUGAAAACCUCCUGUGCAGAAUCUUGUAGUGCAUAUAGAGGAAGUACCUUAAAGAUGUCAUUACCCCCCCCUCUUUUUUUACAGUUAUGGCUUAAAGGUCGACAUUUGGGCUGCAGGUGUCAUCACAUUCAUACUGUUAUGUGGAUUUCCACCAUUUCGUAGGUAAGUAGUAUGAAGUGACAUUUAAAAUGGAUGAUCUGUUUCUCCCUAUGCUACAUCACUUUCAAUCUUUAAAUUAUAAAUAUUAUAAAUACUGUUUCUUCUCUCAUAUUUCACAGGCCAUAUAUCUCCUUCCUUCCUUCCUUCCUAAUUCUGUUAAGUGUAAUGUGUUCAGUUUAUAUGCCAUCAGAAUAUUCAGAAAGAAGAGCAAUAUUUGUUACAGGAAGAAAUGAAUAGGCUAUAUUGUUUGUCAAAGGUAGGCAGGCAAGCCUCCCAGCAUCUUUGUCACCUUGUCCUUGAGUCUCUUUCUUCAGAACCCAUCUAUUGUAUUAAGCAUGCAGAGCUUGCCCUCUAGUGUUAGAACUUGGACUUGGACAUCUUAUAACUAUAAUCAGCAUAUUGUGUUAGAACAUUCACGUGUCUGAUGUCUUUAGAUUCCCAAUUUUCAUUUAUUACAAACCUUUCGGUGGUCAAGUUAGCUGGACUUCUUGAGGCACUUCAUAUAUUCAUCAAAUAUAGGGGCUUCCAGGAGUGCAAAAAAUAUUCAUAUUAGAGUCAUAGAAUUGUAGAGUUGGAAAGGACUCUGAGGAUCACCAGUACUUCUCCCUACAAUGAAGAAUCUCAACUAAAGCAUCCAUGACAGAUGGCCAUCCAGCCUUUGCUGUAAAACCUCCAAGGAAGGAGAUUCCCACCUCCCAUGGGAGUCUGUUCCAGUGUUCCACUGUCAAACAGCUCUUACACUCAGAAAAUUCUACUUGAUGUUUAGUCGGAAUCUUCUUUCUGGGAUCUUUUGGGCCUUAUCUCUGGAGCAGGAGAAAACAAGCUUGAUCUAUCCACCAUGUGACAGCCCUUUAGAUAUUUGAAGAUGGAUAUCAUAUCUCCUCUAAGUUGCCUGUUUACCAGGUUAAACAUACCCAAUUUCAUCAAUCGUUCCUCCUAAGGCUUGGCUUCCAGAGCCUUGAUCUUCUUGGUCACCCUCCUCUGCACCCAUCCCAGUUUGUUAAUAUCCUUCUUAAACUGUGGUGCCCAGAACUCAUGUAUAAUCUUCCUUAUUGAUUUCCCCUUUCUUACGUUUCUUGAACAUUUCCUUCUUACCUCUUGGCUCAUCUCUAAGCUCCUUUUGCAGAAAUGGUCCUUAGCCUCAUGAAAGGCAUCCACAGCCCACACAGCAUAGUUCACUAAUCAGAGUUAAACAAAAAAUGAAAUGUUUGCUCACAUCCUGUAGGGCAGGAGUGGGCAACUUGUGGCCCUCCAGAUGUUGUUGACAGUUCCUAUCAUCACUGUUCAUUGGCCAUGCUGGCUCUGACUGAUGGGAGUUCAGCAACAUCCAGAGGGCCACAAGUUAGCCACCUCUGCCAUGGGACAUGGCAAUAGGAAGAGGUAAUCAGUUCUGGUGAGCAAAGCAGCUUCCAUAAAUCAGUAUACCAAUGCAAAGGAGACUGAAAUGUUAAGUAAAGGGUGGUAUUCAACCAAGUUAUAUACAGAAUAGAGCUAUUGAAAUUAAUGACUAACUUAGGUCCAUUAAUUUUAAUAAGUCUCCUCCAAACAAACUUAGUUGAAUACCACCCAAACAUUUCAGAGUUGUACCCCCACAACUGCAAACCUCGUCUAGCUGUUCCUGCCUUGAGCUGUGAGGGCAGGCUUCAGUUUCUGCACAAUUGAAUUCAGAUGACUGUGCUCUUUUUAAUCACAGAAUGCUGUUUUAUGUUUCAUUUUAUACAUAUUGUUGUUCACUGCCCUGCUAUUUUAUGAUACGGCAGUAUAUAAAUACUGUUAAAAAUACUUUUAUAAAUAAAUAUAAAUACUACUAUAUAAAAUCCUGCACAACAUAUAAUUUGAAUCCAAGUGUGAGAAAAUGAUAUGUUCCUUCACUGCUCAGGAUGGGAGCAGCUAGAACAGGCUAGCAUCUCUUCCCUAUUUCGUAUAAUUGCCCAUAGUAACCGACUGUUUGAUGUGUAGGGAGAAUUGUGCCACUUUAGAGCCACUGAGGUGUUCUGAAGUCUUUCACUGACAAGAAGCAGCCAGAAACCUGUUUUCUUUACUUGUAUGGCUUAAAUAAAUUGAGUCCAAAGUUGUAUAAGAAUGAAAAUUAGGGCAGAGUGAUAUGGAUCUAAUUGUUUGUUUAAUUAUCUCUAUUACAUUUAUAUUCUGAACAGUGUAUUAUAUUUCUUCUUGGGUAUUCUCUGAACAGAGAGCAGUUUGCAAAUUCUGAACUAAUCAAUAAAAAUAAAUAAACAUAACUUUGUUUUUUUUUAGCUUUCAUAAAUGAUUUUUAAAUUGAUAUGCUUUUUCUUCUUGGUUUUGAUCCACAGUGAGAACAAUGUGCAAGAAGAUCUCUUUGAUCAGAUCUUGGUUGGAAAGCUAGAAUUUCCCUCUCCAUACUGGGAUAAUAUCACUGACUCUGCUAAGGUAUUAGGCUGUAUUAAUGAUAUUAAAGCUGAAGCUAUGUUUUGGUUUUUGGUUUGGUCUUUGCUACCCAAACUGGUUGCAGAGUACGAAAGACACCAGAGCCAUUGCUGGGAGAACAGACCAAGACAAAUCGUUUCAAUAGGGGCUCCUAUGGUAAUGCAGCUAGCUUGACAGCUAUUCUUUCAUUUGGAUAUUAAAACCUCAGCCACUGCAGUGGGACCAAUUCAGUGAAGUGAUUAAGGAAAACACUCAAGUUCACAUUCUUUUCUGAAAGUCAAAUGAGUGGUGGAGUUUCAUACUUGAAAAUUAUUGGACAAAUUAAUAGGUUUUAGGUAAUAUGCUGACAGGUGCUCUGCUAAAUCAGAGUACGAACUUAUCUAUAUCAAAGGUCAGUAGAAUAGGUCAGUAGAAUAUUUAUGCCUAGAUGUGGGCAACAAUUGACUGUAAUCAUGUGACAUUGAGGAGAAUGUAAUUAAGUUCACGUUUCAUGCCUGUUUUGAUUUAUGACACAGUUGAAAUGUUCCCAUUUUUGUUUCCACUUUUGUAAAGUAAAAUGAAACACAGGUACUAGGCUCCUACUUUCUAAAUAAGAAAUAGAUGCUUUUCAUUUGCUGUAGGGGAUCAGGACCCCUUCCUUUGGGCAUGGGCCUAUAUUGUAAGAAUAAUGAAUUCUGCAGUAGUGAAACAGCAAUAUUUGUUCCUGGGCAAAAGCAAUUCCACCUCCACCACCUCCAGUGUGUUCAGUCAAUGGCAGUGUGAUUUUUAGAUGGAACGUGUUGCUAUGAAUAUCAUGGGCUUUGCCUCCCAAGAGGGAAUUCCCGGUGCAAUUCUCUUAUCUCAAAAAUAUGGCUAACUUCUGACACAACCCUCUUGCUACAGCUUUGUGGGAUGAGUGCUUCCCCAUUUUAGAGUGUAACCACAGCCGUCAAUAUGCUUUUAAACGGAAGGUGAGGAUGCACUUGAGGCUUCCUUUUGCGGUCUGCUUAGCAUCCUUUCCCCAGCAUCUGUGUACUUUAUUGCUUCUGCACAGCCAGAAAUAAAGCUGCCGAAGAAAAAUCUUAAUUGGGACACAUACUUACUUACUUCAUUAGAGACUAUUUACCAAGAGAACGUAAACUCAAAAGUCUAGUGGGCAUGAAGAUCGAAAGCAAAAAUUGUGACAAAAGCAGUCUCCCAUUUUUAAUACGACUAUAAAUUGUGCUCAUUCCUUUCCUCAUGUUCCCCCCCCCUUCCAGGAGUUAAUUAGUCUGAUGCUACAAGUAAAUGUGGAAGCGCGAUAUACAGCCGCUCAGAUUCUAAACCACCCCUGGGUGUCAGUGAGUAAAUACUUUCUUAUGUUGCAUGUUUAUGCAAAAUUAAUUCUAAAGAAGCCCACCCUGUGUUAAGUCCUAAUCUUCUGAAAUGCAGUUUGGCACAUCUGCCAGCUAGGUUCUACCUUUACGCUGUUACUCCAAAGCCGCUUGCAUAGUCUGACAUGUGCUGCUGCUGUUGUUUUUUAAUGCCCCAAAAGAUCUUCCAUCUAGUUGCAUGGUCUGUAUUUGAAGGCUUCAGAAGACAUAUGAGUACUUGGCGGCCCUUGUUUUCAAAACAACUGAAGUUUCUCUCAGUCAGGCCUGUGCAGAGGGGGAGGGCGGCUUGGGUACACUUGCCCCAGGCCUCAGAGUGCUAAACUGACCAGGGGCCCCAUCAGGAAUCAGCUGCUUUUUUGUCUGAGUUUUUAUUCUAAGAAGACUCCUGCCCCUGGCCUCAGAUAAACUCUGCACGGGCUUGCUAUCAGUGUUGUGAUUAUGACAGAAUUGUACUUCCAUGUCAGUUUUCUGGUAGAAGGAGACAUUUUUGUUGCUGGCAGAAGGUUGGCGGUUCGAAUCCCCUCAACUGGGUGAGCUCCCGUUGCUCGGUCCCUGCUCCUGCCCACCUAGCAGUUCAAAAGCACGUCAAGGUGCAAGUAGAUAAAUAGGUGCCGCUCCAGUGGGAAGGUAAACAGCGUUUCCAUGCGCUGCUCUGGAUCGCCAGAAGCGGUUUAGUCAUGCUGGCCACAUGACCCGGAAGCUGUACGCCAGCUCCCUCGGCCAAUAAAGCGAGAUGAGCGCCGCAACCCCAGAGUCGGACAUGACUGGACCUAAUGGUCAGGGGUCCCUUUACCUUUACUUGAUCAGCGGAGUCAGUCCUGACAGUGCCUCUAACAUGUUGGGUGAGAGGAGGGGAAAGAGGCUCAAUUUCUGGUUUGCACAAUGCAUAACCAGAAUGGACAGAAUGUUUAGCAGUAUACAAGUAGUGAAAGAGCACUGGAGCCUGGCAGCUGAUGCCUGAUUUUGUUAAGCUCUCUGACUACAUUGGGAUGAUUGCAGUGGCAUGAGGAAUCUGUGGUUUUCCAGAGGUUGUUUAACUACAGCUCUCACAAGCCAUGACAUUGGCCAUGCUGACUGGGACUGAUGGGAAUUAGAAACCAAUAAUAUACAGAAGGCCACAGGUUUUCUACCACUGCUGUACAGGUUUCAAAACUAUUUUGAGCAUUCACAUAUUCAGGCAAAUACUCGAAUACACCUUAUGUGUCAAAUGUCGAUGGCAGCAAGCCUGGCUACAUGGAGAAGCACUGCAGGGAUUGCCUGGAGUAGAAACCUCUGUAAACCUUCAUUUUACAACAUGGGAAAGGCUGAAUUUUUCUGAUGAGGGGAGGGCGUUGCACGUCAUGAUGGUAAGGGCAGGGCUUGCCUGCAUGCCUCUGCCCUCCUCCAUAUGUUCAGAUUUCAAUGAGUCCCUGAACAUGCCUAUUGUGUGUUGACAUUUUAGUGAAUCGCUGAAAAGAGGCAUGGGUAUCUGGGAAAUAAAUUUAUUGUGCUUCAUUUGAAAACUCUUAGUUCCACUGUGUUUUCAGUUUGUUACCUUUCAUUUUGUAGUUCUUUUAUUUUAUUUAUAUCCUGCCUGUCCACACAAAGGAGCCCAGGGGUGGCAGUAGCAUAUACUGUAGAGAAUCUUUUCAUAGCCUGCAUGUUAUCAUAGCAUGAAUUCAUGAUGCUCUCCAAAAGUCCAUCAAUUUCGAUACAAUCACAAGGCAGAAGGCAUCUAAAUAUAAGCUCUGCAUUGGAUUAACACCAUAGGACUAAAAAGUGCCUAUCUGUGUCCCUUAGCAGCCACUGGGAUUUAGAACUGUUUAGUUACAGUUAUAUAUCACACCCAGAGAUUUUUCCUUCUUGGUUUUAUGUGGCAGAAGGCUCAUAAUGUGGAAAAGUUUGUGUGCAGGCUAUUUCAUGUCCAGGCUAAUUUGUCAUCCCACUCCAAAGAAAGAAAGAAAGAAAGAAAGAAAGAAAGAAAGAAAGAAAGAAAGAAAGGGGGCUUGCAAUGCUUUUCUGCAUGCUAAAGUGCUAUUCUCUUUUUUUCUUUACAAAGGAUGAUGCCUCCCAGGAAAAUAAUAUGCAAGCUGAAGUAACAGGUAAAUUAAAGCAGCACUUUAACAACACACUACCAAAACAGAAUAACCCAACCGCAGGGGUUUCUGUCAUCAUGGUAAGCAAAUGCAUCAUUUUUAUUAUUUUACUAAUCUACUAUCAGUCACCUGCCAGCUCCCCCAUACCACCCACCCUCAGAAAUGCCAUUAUGAAAUCCUUCCAUUGAAAAAGAGCAGUGAAUAAUUUUGGUUGUGUCUGUUUUCCCCCGUGCUGUGGAUGCAUUUUUAAGAACAACACUUUAAAAGGAGCUGCUGACGUUUUUUGUGUUUAAUAUUUUUUGUUUUAUAAUUGUGUAAUUUCACUUUAAGCAAACAGUUCAGACCUAUUUAAGUCAUCUGUUAUCUUUGUGUCCAGUCACAGAUAGCUUUCAGCUAUUCCACCUGUGCUCUAAAGAAUUUUUAUUUCAUAAAAUACAGCAUUUUGGCAAUGGUGUUCUUAAAGAUGCUACCUUAUGUUAGCGGCUUUUGUUUGCACUGCUACACAAAUAUGCAGCACCAAUAGACAUUGUUAUGCAGUAGGAAACCAAAGUCAUUUUAGGUUUGGGGAAAAUCCUAAGAUUUCUGGAAAGAAUUAUGGUGGUGCCUUAGCCUAUGGCCCUGUACUCACUUACCUCUAGGUAAAACCCUGUCAUCAUGGGUAAGCAAGAAGUAUAAGAUUGCCCUAUCAUUGUACAUUUGUAGCUACCUAUGUCAGCUUAUGAAUGACAGUUUAAAAAGUAGCAUUUUAUUUUAGAAUGAAAUACAGCAGUAGAAGGGGGGAAAUACUUUAGACUGAUGCUGUUGCUUGCAUUUCAUUUGACAGUUUGACUUGACAGUCUGAGGGGCCCCAGAACUUCAUACUUUGCAUUUUUGAGACUUAUGGAUAAACCUGAAGCAGAAACCUGGUAUAAAAUAUAUUAUUUAACAGAGUGAUUUUAAAUUCUAACUCUUAGCUGCUCGCAAGUUUGCACGCCUUUAAGCUUGCCUCCAGUAUAAUGCAGUUUCUGGCUUCUUAUUGGUGUGGAGUUUUCUAAUCCUCUGGCCUGAUGGUUUUGUUUCUAGCCAGUGAAACACACUGCAAACACUACUUACGGGUUUUCGUUGCCUUUUCUCCUUCCCUGCUGAUUAAACUGCUGCAAUACAACUGAGUAAAUAUGUAUAGGGUAGUGAGAAGAAUAUGGAGAUGUGUAGUGCUGACUAUAGUCACUUGCUGCAUUAAUUAAAGGGGAAGGAAAAAGCCAUGAUGAUUUUAGUAUUGAGGUGUAGAACGUAUACAAUAAUUUCCGUAGAUGUUCGAAGCCUACCUGUUUGGCUCCUCUUCUGAACUAAAUAGCCAACCUGUAAUCACAGGUUGGCUUGUACAUUACUAGGAAGUACAGGGAAAGUGCAUUUCUUCUGUUCAUGUUUCUGUGGCAAGGUUUGUAAGAGGAAUUUGGCAUCUCCUGUGUGGUGAAGCAUGUGUACACUUAGCUCAAGGGCAACUUGCUCAUCUUCCCACGAGAGGUGGUAGUGGUGGUGAAGGCAUACAUAAAUUACUUUUUAUCACACAACUGCAGAGGUGAACACAACUAGAAGGGUGUAUGUUUUUGAUUCUGACACACAUUUUCUUUUGGGCUUCCCAGUUACGUGCAAAGAUCCCCCCAGAACCUAUUGCCAGUAUUCUAGCAACUUGGUCCCAUUGUAUACUGUGAAUGAACCAUUUCUGUAUAUUUAUAUAAGAAAUCACAGCAUACAGGGGACAAACAGAGAUGAGGAGAGAUGCCAUAACAAAGUCGUCCUCGCUUUUUACUUUUAGUAUCUAUCUUUAUUUGUUAUUGAGCCCUAAGAAAAUACAUGUUUAGGGAAUGUGGUAAAAUCAUCUCCACAUCUGUUCAGCAAGCAUUCAUUUCCUGUGUUCUGCUGUAUACAGAAUUGUCUUAAUUCCAAUUUAUUUUCAGCUUUGCAUCACAAAACAGUUCUUUCACUGAGAUUUUGAGUUAAAGCAGACAUGGCCCUCAUGUGGUAGAAGAAUGAAAUUGCAUCUUUAAAAAAUACAAUAUGCUGUUUCCCCCUUGGAAUCUUAAGAUAUAAUGGGUUGUAUCCAAUGUCAGUCUGACUCGGGGUAGAGCCAUUUAAACUGAUAGACAUGACUAAUGACUACCUCGGGUCCAUUAAUUUCAGUGGGCACAUUCUGAGUAGGGACUAUCGUUGCAUUAAAACCAUUUACUUAACUAGUUCUAGUGCUACCUUUUAAUUUCAGAAUAGGGUUCUUUACGUUUAUAAAUGUUGCAAUACUAUUGGUUCUGCUUCAAGUAAGUCUAGUGUCUGUCCCUUGCUUUCUUCUUUUGCUUCCUCUCCCAAUGCCUGCAUUGCUUUCCUCUGAGUAGGUCCAAGGCAAUGGUAUGUACUAAUUACGAUGCUUUCUCGCUACAUUAAAAAUAUGUUCUUUUUUUAGUUUGAAAGAAAAGGAGAAGUAACCAGAUAGCAGUCUGAAGUGGGGAUGUCUGUUAAGUGAUGCAGAAGAGGCACAUGGCAAGCUUUCAUUGCAUUUAUAUGUUUGCGCCAUUUGUACCAUUUCAGCCAUGCAUGGUGUUUUGUGUCCUGUGUCUUGGGGUACAGAUUCUUUUUUAAAGUAGAACUUGUACUGUCUGCAGAAAGGGAAGAUAACGGCUCUCCCGGGAUGCUAUGUGUUGGAUUACUGAUCCAUAAUCCCCAAACUGCAUCACUACCACUGCCAACAUGGUCUCGUGGAUGUGCAUUUCUGUGGUCACCCUCAUAAAGCAGAUAGAAAUAACUAAACUUGUAUUUUGAGGCUGUUUAACACACUCAUGAGAAUGAAAGCUUUCCCAGGUGGUACCAUUUUAGGCUGCAAGUGUGUGGGGCAAGAUUGUAUGUUUGAAAUAUCUCCGCCCGCCCCCCCCCCCCCGCCCCAUUUCAUCUGGGACCUCGAUGGUCAUACGAAAUUUGUAUAUCAUGGGGGAAAGAUUCGUCUUAGCUUUCACCCUGUUGUGCUAGUUCUGAAUGUGAAGGAAUUCUUCUAGUUGUGGGAAUAACUACUCCCGCAUCAGAAGCCUGACGUGGAAGAGUUUAUGAAAAGCUUUACAGCUAGGUUCUGGUGACCUCCUUAGACGAUAACCACAGCUCCACAUUGUGUGGAGUGGUGGCAUUAAAACUAAUGCCCCAUUGAUUUCUAUUUCUCCUCUAAGCAUGGAUUUAACUCAGAGUGUCCUACUUGCUGCCUUAUUGAUUUAGGGUGUAUUCAUAGGAUGCAGUGUUUUCUGUACAACAAGUAUUCUCAGUUAUCCCCAGCUUCUUGUUCUGCCUAAUUUGUUUGUGCAAACACUGGCAUGGUCAAUAGCCAUUCCUGAUAUCCUUGUUGCUCAUUCUGCACCACUGUGAUUUCAGGAUUUGGUGGAGACUAUGUGAGCUUUAACCUGUGGAUGGUUGGAGCUGCUCACAUGAGGGGGGGGGGAGUAUAGUAUGUAGAAGAACACAACAUCUUUGUAAGCAUGCAUAUGUAGUCUUUGAAGUAGAAAUAAGUCUAGCAUUAAAAACUCAUGUUACUUUUAUAUCUUGUCCUAAAGCAUGUUAACCAAUUCUGGUUAAUGUGUCCUGAGCUAUAUGAGAAAACAAUACUGGUAAUGGUUACAUACCUAGAUAUUAAAUUGCAAGGGGACUGGGUAUGUAGAUGUUUAUCCACAUAGAAGUGCCUUGAUGCAAAUCAACAUCAGGGCUGCCAGUUACUUGCUAGUACAGCUAAAUCAGGGUCUGAGUGCUUAACAGGUGUUUUUACCCACCCCCCACCCCCCGGCCACACAUACAUGUUUUUUCCUCACCAGACUUGCAAAGGAGAAGCGGUUGUUUUUUUGUCGGGGGGGGGGGUGUUGUUUAAAGCAGCUCAUUAAAAUUAUCUCACUGGCAUUGCAAUGGCAUGUUGUUUUCAUGCAGUGCUUGUUCCUUAUGCGCUGGGUGUGAUGCAUGUGUGAAGCUAGUCUCCGAAACCAUCCACGCUAACCACAAAUUUACAAAAGCCUUCCAAUGUUACUUCUCCUUUUCUUCAGACUAAUGCAUGCAUCGAAAGAUGGGUUUAUUGUGUGCUGUCGAAUAUGAGAUUUGUAAUGGUUUAGUGAUGUGCGUUUGUUUUUUUAUUUCUUCAUUUAUUUGUAUUUUAGAACACAGCUCUAGAUAAAGAAAGACAAAUUUUCUGCAACAAGCGCUGUCAGGACUCUGGCCAAGCUGCUGUGGAUCAAACCACUAUGAUAAAUGCUGCAGCUCGUGAUCUUCCUGUGGUCGGGCUCAAAACUUUAUUUCCUGCUGCUUCUGAGCCACUCCAACUCUCUACGCACUCUGUCUCAUCAUGUCAUGAUGAUACUGCAGGAUUUUGAGACAAACUCUACUGAAGUCCAUUGCUAGGUCAGGAAUUUAUCCACUACUAUUCACAUGCCCUCACUACUGUAGUUUGUUCACAUCCGUCUGAAAGAGAGGUAGGUAGUAUGUACGUUAGCUUUUAGUACUUUGACCAUUAUAUUUGGGCUUUAUUUUCCCCCCCAAAAAAUAAUAAUAAUUAGUGUUAAAUAUAAUUUUGAACAUUUUGGGAUGUGAAUGAAUUGAUCUACUCUCGUGGUAAUCACAUGUUGAUAUACAAACUUCUACAUAGGAAGAACCACUAAAAGGCCUUGCCCACCAAACUCUGGUCUUUAUAAUAUAAAAUUGCCAGGGGUCAACAAUUGAAAAGCUGUAAUUUGUUUGUGUGACCUUACAAAGUUCAGUUCCAGAGUUAUUCUGGAAAGGCAAGACUGGUCCUAGUGGGCAAUCUACAAUACUGAAAGACAACCUGAGUGAAUGUGUGCAGGGUGAGGGGACUUGUUUUCAAAAUAUUGAAACUAAAGUUUAGAAAACAUGAACUUAAACUGUAUGGCAUUGAAUACGAAAGUAACGCAAUCAUGGGGCAAAUCAUUUUUCUCCCAUUAUUUUUUUGGUAUGAAGACUGCAGCCAACAAAGCAUUUUUAAGCCGUUGUUGUUGGUUCUGCACCAAUUCCCUCCUGGCAUUGAUAAACACUACCACAAAUUGUCUGGAAUAGAACGCUGCUGCAUGUCGCAUUACCUAAAUGGAGCCAUAUAUUCAAAGCAAGCCAACUAAAACAAUGAUCUACUUGGCCAACGACACAGAAUACUUUGGCCAUUUUAUUUUUUUCAUUAGCCCACUCUGUAUAACUUCAGGAAAAGCGGAACUAUUUGGGAGCAGUUAUGCUAAAUGUGCAGUCAAGGUAGAUGGAUCUUUUAUCUUAAUGAUCUUUUAUCUUAAUGCUUGUUUCAAUAUUGUAUGUACUCUUGCUUACUUCCCUUUUGCUCCUUUUUAACAAUUCUGAAUCAUUUUCUAUUAGCC